Messenger RNA from Spirometra erinaceieuropaei, 45597 nucleotides. Lineage: Eukaryota; Metazoa; Platyhelminthes; Cestoda; Diphyllobothriidea; Diphyllobothriidae. The record is from the annotation of a GenBank genome assembly.
AUGAGACCACUUGCUGAUGACAUCUCGGCCGUCGCGGGCAACAAUGUCCACGGUGUGACCCGCAGCAUGCCGGACGCAGGUUGAUGACUUGCGCCGCAUCUAUCGCACUCUCUUCCCCACAAACUACCUGAAUCCGGUGACAAGGCAGAGUCAAGAAGACCUAAGGCGAGAUAGGAUGCGGUGACUAAUACGACUAAACAGUCCGUCCAUACUGUCCAAGAGGCGGCAGAAUAGGGAUUCAGUUUGUAAAGCAAGCAGAUGCGAUGCCCGGAUCUCAGCUUGUUUCGGAGCUGUCUUAUGCAACCAUACCUUCGUUUGGUGAAUGCUGUUCCCGAAGACCAUGGAAUAUUAAAAGAAGAUUGCAGGGACUAGCUGGACGUUCUCUUCUCAUCAUAGUAAAUUAUCUCGCAUGCCAUUCUUCGAAAGGAUGAUAUAAUUCAUGAACAGAAACUGACUGAAAAAUUACCCUGACUGGCCAGAAUACGGAGCGUGCAGUGAGGAUGUUUUGACAUAAAAUAUAGUAGCCGAUCAUCAUUAUGCAGUGGUAUUUCCAGUCGCUAAGCGAUUUUCCAAACCAAGUAUGUACGUCAUGAGAGCGGCACUAGCGGAAUACAGAAUUUUCUGAUUUUGAUUUUCUCAACAAUCCGGCUCUUUUCUGGGAUUUAAUUGUAUUUAUUUUACAAACCACUGUCCCGUUGCCUUGGAGAGGGUGCUUUUAACCGGACAGUCAUAACACAGCGCAUAGGUAAUGAGCGCACAUGAGCAUAUUUCACUCACUCUCGUUUCGAGCGAAACUUCUGAGAAGAAAAUAUGUCUCGUGUUUGUGCUGAGAACACAAAAGUAAUCCACAUUCUACCAGCAAAUUUGUGAAUUACAUUAAAAGAAAAUUCAUUUUCCUAACUAUGCCAGCUCGUUCUAUCUAAAUGAGAAUGCUAAUUUCUGUCCCAAGUGUUAAUUUCAGAGGGGAACUAUGAGGGGAAAUUCGCUCCCCUAAGAGACAGAAGCAGUUUUCUGACGCUUUGAAUUCAUGCUCGAGACAAACAUCAGAAAUUGGGAAGUUUCCGAGUUUAAUAAGAUUUUUUAUGAAGUUGAUUUAGCUCAGAUAUUGCCCGUCUACCGUCAAAACUGGCUUUAUACGCUCUGAUACGCUGCUCGGGGGACCGAUCUCAUCCGUUGAUUGGCGAAAACUGGCAAUAUACGGAAAAAUCUCUCAUCAUCUAAUGAUUAACCCAAGCUCAUGCCCGAGGAUUCGGAUAAAUUAACCUACUGACGGUGGGGAGGGGGUUAGAUUGUCUUCUUUUCCGAUUUAUUCUUUACCUGAGUCCUAGGAAAACAUCCCAUUUGCUGACUGAAGGUUAUUCUGCAAACCCCCUGCGACACUUUAAAAGGAAAUUGUUUAGUAACCUGGACGGGUGAGUGACGGAAGCUUUAUUUUGUCCAGCCCAAUGGUCCUCGACCAGCCACUAACACAUUCCUCUUUACCAGUGGCCGAACUAGUAAAAGAGGUCUCGGCAUUCAGAGAAAAAAAGCGUAACACGAUCUGAUCUCGGCCACCACCGACGGUCGAUGAUCCGAGUGCAGUAUGUGGCGAGCGGGUUUGACCAAUCACGGUGGCCGAUCGGAAAGACGCGCUAGGUCGAUGAGUACAGGUGCAAACAUGCCUUCCUCGCAGCCAAGGAGCAAGCCGAGUGGCGUAGCCAAUCAGACGGCUCCGAAGCCUCGAAUGAGUCUCGCAAUUCGUCGCCAGUUGAGAAAAAUAGGUAUAUUCCGAAGUAUGGCAUUUUAGAUAUAUUUUUUAACUAGUAAGCAAGGAAAGAGGAUGGAACAGGAGCAGAACACCCCGAAGUGAGUCACUUGUCUCCUUCUUCGCCGUUGUUUGCAUGCAUGCUUUCGGUUUCGGGGAUUUAUUUUGCCUAACAGCGUAUAUGUUUACUACUGGAUUUGUGUGUAGACAAAAAACACUGCCUGCAAAUUGUCUUGACUCGACAACGUCGACAUUAACUCAAAAUGUAAUCUGCAUGCCUGCCCUAGGAAACAACUAAUAGUCAGGAUCCAUAGAUGCUGCAGCAGUCGUUUUGACAAAAACCAACCUCACUGACAAUAGGCAUUUCAGACACACCCUAUCAAAAUAACCCAAGUGAGUUUGCAAUAGUAAGAAACUCUCAGUAGUGAAUAAUAAAUUGAAUCAAACUUGAGACAUCAACGUUUACUCUGAGGACAAAAGUCACAAGGAUAAUUGCAUACUUUCCCAGGGAAAAGAAGGGAAAUAUAUGGAUCCAAAGCAUGUAAAUUAAGCCGACUUUAAGCAGAAGUCUCAUUACAUAUCUGGUGAGAUUAUUUGCCUCUGAGUUAUUGGUCAGACAGAAGCCUAAUAAUGGAUUGGGAAAGGGAGAUAUGAAAACAUCUAAUGUCUCGUUUUCAGAUCACAUGUGGCUGCAAUAGUUUGGAAUUGUAUUGUGACCAGUAAAAUGGUCCCAGGUGACGUCAGGGGCAGUUGUCGCCUCAAAACGUUCAUACACGACAACGUAAAUAAUUUGCGCUCUUUGGAGAAUUAAUUUAUUCCAAAAAUAACCGGGAGACAUGGGAUACUUUCCUCCUGGCCUCUGUCAAAUUUAUUGGCUCAUUUUGUGACGAACUUAUCAUAUGCGACAUUGCUAACUAGACCCACAGACUCAGUCGUUUUAAAUUGAAUUUACAUAUAGAUCCCUUUGUGACAAAAGAGGAACAACGUAAAGAUGUAGGCAUUUUUUGCUGGUUAUUAGACGUUGAAAAUAGACACACAACUACUGAUCGAGAGUUUACACUGGGAAGAUAACGCGAAUCGUGAUUUAGGCAAGCGUAACUCUAAAAAACAUCCUUACUAUGGUAAUUAUAUGCCGAGACAAUAGUCCACUACAUGCCUGCUAGAAGCACUGUCCUAACAUACGUAUAGUCUUAAAGCUGUUGGGCACAACGACUACAUCCGUAUGUUCAAAAUUUAAAAAUGUAAAUAAUUUUGAAUGUCUGAACAUCUGUGUUAACAGCAGGGCUAUUUCUACAUUGACUACUAACUAAAUACACGAAGCUCCUUCUGAGAAGGUAAGAGCAUCUAUGCACACAUAGAGGUUCCUCCGACAACAAUUGAACACAAUUCACAAAGAUAAAAGCACUUCAUUUAUAAGUUAUCAGUUGUUUUAACAAUAGAGUUCUUGGACAUUUAAACUACUUUUGAGUUAGAUUUAGGCGUCCUCAACCAAAAUGUAACGUUUCUAUUGUCUUUCUUUGCGUGACCAUUGAAAAAAACAUUGUGUGAGACAGCGUAUACAUUUUAUUAUCGUUGACAAAAUUCAUUGGUUAGCAGCAUUUGCUCUGGUGCCUAGCAAUUCAUGAAACGAAGAAAAUUAACUGACAAAUCUUCAAGAUCAUUCUGCAGAUGUUGUGAAUUGUGGUCACUUACACUUCAAAAUAAUUUCAUGCGUGAUUUUACUAAAAUGCGAUAAGCACGCAAAACUCCUUUUGAGUUCCGGAUAAGUAAUUCAACGUUGCGCAAAUGAGCUCUGAUGAGGUAUAAGAUAAGCAUGACUGACAAUGCGUUUACUGCAAUUAGCGUUGUUGAGAGAGUCAAAAAUAUGUUAUUUAUAAAUGUGCAAGGAUCUCAAACAUUUGGAGAGCUUUAUUUACUGAGGACAAUUUUCAUAGUUUCAAAUAUUUUUUGGUCUACUUAGUUGAGUCAGGUCUGCCUGUAUUUGUGUACUUAUGAAAAAACGGAAUUACUCCUGCUCGACACUUCAGUGGUUUAAAUAGGUCCCUAAGGUGCAGUAUUUCUCUGCACCGGAUAUCCAGACAGCAAACACUUGCAGAAGGUCUGAAAUUCGUUUUUUGUGUAAUUUGAUAGACCAUUUACCUUAGCUGUCCUAAUACUGCAAAAAUCUCUUGGGAUCCGUUUUAUAUUAAGGGACUGUUCCCUAAUACCAGCUAAAGGCAAUCCUCGACCGAGUUUUGGCAACGUCGGCAGAAUCGACAGUCGUAGGACGCUAACUGUGUUUUGUGGGCUAAAAAUCGCCAAUCUGAUCAAAAAAAGUUGAAACAACGUUCAAAAAGUGUACGGCUGUUGCAGAAAUAGUGUUCUACUGCGUUGCACAUCGCAUGCAUUGUGCCACAGUCGAAGCUCUUAGCCACUCAGGGGCUUACAUACAAUUUGCGUAUCUGUGGCAUGAAAUCGACUUCGGGGUUGCAAUAGGUUUCAAUAAAUCUGGCUAAAAAUCGUAUUUAGACAUUUCUAAGCCGUAUUUUUUAAGCCGAUGGAGGAAAGCAUCAGUAAACAACUAGAGAAUGAGUUGGAGGCUUCCUCAUCUAGAAUAAACUCAAUGAUCGAAGAAAACGUAUUUAACUAGGGAAUAUUUCAAAAGCACGUUUGUUGUACUAAAAAACAUAAAAAUGAAUAGCACAUCGUUUCCCCAAUCACAGGAGCGCCUUAGAUACUUGCAAAGAUUUUCCGCAAAAAUCGUUAAACCUCAGGCAUGCAAAAGUCACUCAUUUUGUCAGGUCGGUUCAUGUACUUCCUUGGAAUACCAGUGAUUGCGACAAAAUUGCUUCACUCUAAGCACGCAUAGCCGAGAUAAGAAGAGUUUUAAGGCGACCUAAAAUUAAGGCCCCAUAGCAGUUUUCGAUAUAUGCCCUCUCUCUAAACGGAUUAUCUGAGAUGUUUAAUCUCUCUUGAAUGCACAACGUAGCCUUGUUGCGAUGCGGAGUAACUAUAGAAUACCGGACAGACUGUGUAUGCAGAAAUGCAAAAAACCCAGUGAUCGACUGCAAAAUUGACCCAAACCCAUAAAACGCCGAUCUGCAUCUCUGAGUAGGCUUUUGAAUUGCGAAUGCUAGUUGCACUCAAUUUCAUCAAACAUACUUUAAACCAGCAGGGACUGCAUAUCGCCGAUAAACUGAAAAUCACCUUCCUAACUCUGACUCAUAAAGUUGCGUUGCGUAUAUGGACCACGCCACAUACCCCGUAAAAACAUUUAUACGCACAGAUGCAAUGUCUUUUGAACAGACAUUUCAUAGUCUUGAAAAAUUCCACAAUGUCAUAUUAUUCCUUCUAAGAUACUGUUUAUUCGAGGAAUAAUAUUUAAAGAAGACGCAAGUUACUACAAAGUGGGGCUGUUAAAGAGUGUUUGCUGAGCGCGUUCCCCCUAAAAUAUUUCCGAACUUAAAAAACACCUAAAUUCGAUUGAAAACAUCGUACUAGUUACUCGGAGAUUUUUUGCCGGGUGUGAUUUUUAUAGGCAUUCGAAGGAAUCACAUUCAAAAACCGGCACCCUGGAAUGACAGAAAUAUAUGCGGAUUAUGCCGUAUGAUGCUACAUAGUAUUACUCCAUCUAAGUAAUACCUUUUAAGUAAAAUCGUAUUUCAAAAUUCCUAUGUACGUUUCGUGAGAUACGUCACCUAUCGUGUUUGUCCUAAUUAACUUACUUUCAGCCAGCUUUAAAGCAGCUAAUUCUAUUUUAAUGUCCUAAGACUAAAGAGCAUUGGCGGUGAAAGGUCUGCAACAAGUGAUUCCGAGUCAUGGAAGAAAGUGUUUCAGGGCCCUUGCAUAAAGGUCUGCAGUCUUGCCAUACCAAUUCACCAUUUUUCAGUUUGUAACGUAAAAUCACAUCAACUUACAUGAUUUAAUGCACUUCUUCUAUUUAUCCUAAAAUUAAGAUAUUUUUAGAGGAAAAUAAAAGACAACUGCGUCUUGUUUUCGUGGCCCGUACUUUUAAUUAUCCCUGUGAGUAGAGAGUUCUCAUUUUUAGUCCCAUAAAACUUUUCGUGAGAGUUGAAGUUAUUUUUAGUUAAUUGUAGCGACAAAACUGGACUUUGACAGUUAGAAAUUGCUUGCCUCACACAGACAAAAUUAAGGCCAGUGGGAGCCGUCUUUGACGAUUCUGUUCUACUGACACCCACAGUUAAAGUAAAAUCUGUACUUUUGUGAAGAAAAAAAAGAAGAAAAAGAAGAAUAUGCAAGAAGGAGGGUCAAAAUCCGCGGUUGUCAGUUCAUGUGACCCGGGGACAGUAACUACUUGCUAUUAGUACUACUGCAGGUCUGACCAUGGCAGAAAAAGUGCACGCCUCAGGUUACCCGUAAGAGCCUGAAUAUUUCACUCAACAGGCUGCCUGAAAGCACUGCGAUGUCUGUCUCGUCGGCUGAAGAGCAACCAGAAGCAGUCCGGCUGUCAGUGCAACCGGAAAACCCCUCGGACGAGAGGGUAGUCUCUGUUUGCAACUUUCAAUUUGGAGGCGAAACUGGUGGAAACAAGAGCGGCUCCGCUAGCUAUGAGUCGAACGCGUAUGUACAUUUUCUCGAUUAUGGUUAUGGGUAGGAUUCAGGUAUUUGAUAUGUUUAAAAUUGAUAACUACUUCCUAAGAAAACGCAAAAUGCUAUGAUUAUUAAAUGAUAGAUUUUAGGCCUCAAUCAAGCUUGCAUACGCAUCACAGUAGUAAUGGGAUAAGACAAGUGAAUAAAUAUCGCACAUUUUUAAACUUACGAGACAAGCAUGAACUUUGCGAAUCAAGUCUUUUCGGCGGUUGCAGGUUAGAUUUCGCAAAUGCAUUUCAUUGAAAACCGAUUUUCACCCCUUAUUUCCUGCAGUUUGACAUGCUAAAUUUAGCUUAAAAUUUUUUAUCUUUAAGACACACUCUCUCAGCCCAGAGGUACCGUUAUAAUAAUGUUAUACAGUUAUCUCUCCCGGUCUUCGCACGGUGCUGUUUCAAUGUCUCCAUUCAGAAAAUUCCUUUUAUUAAACGCAUGGAGUAGUUUUAUGCUCAAAAAAUUGAUCGGUGUCGACACUUUUCAAACCGCGACCCGCAUUCUCCCUUCUUUUGCUUUUCUGGAUAGAGUUGUAUUCGGUUACUCUGAAAUCUGCCGUAAGUUUCGCUGAAUAUUUAUACUGAGUCAUAAUCCAAGUCAGCAAAUAUUACAAUAAUUUUGCUGCGGUUGCCAUAUGUAUCGAGUUGCAUACAAAAACGGGUGUAAACCUAAAAUGGGUAAGGGUGUGUGCACAUACCAGAAAACGUAUCCGAACGAUCAAAAUGACGAACUCUUAAACCUAUUCAACUUUCUUUCCAUAAUUGCUUUGAGAACGUUUGGCUUUUUCCUUUAAAAUUAAGAUUUGUUUUGCAGACAGGGUUGUUUACUAACACUUUUAAAGAGAGGGACAUACACGUUCGACCGUCAAACGUAGGGCUUCAGAAUAGCGAGUAUUUGGACACAUAACACUUACGAAGUGUCAGAAUAUGAAAGUCAAUCCAAGGCUUUUAAAAAUUUCCCUAAACAAUUCUUGAUUACUCAUCAAGUGAGUUACUGGAAUAGUCAUAGUUGGUUUAUGCACCGUCGUAAUCCGGUGGUACCUGGGGCCCUACACUGUCUGUCCCCGUGCGCAAUCUGCAUUAGCUAUAGACCCUUAGCUCCACAGUAAUGCGAAUAUGUCCCUUUCGAUGGACGAUGUUCCCAUGAGACCGAAAUCACCAGCUACAAAAUAUAAAACUAUUCACGUUUCAGUGGGUUUAUACAGACAGUCCCGAUAAGUGAGUGUGCCUUUGUGCCUUUGAAACGCAUACGUGGGGAGGAGGUAUAAAAAUCAGAGUUCCAAGGGUGUGCUGCUCCGAUAAAUUAACUGCGUGAAUGAGCUCGCUUGUCCGCUUUUGCCUUCGAUCUCAAACAUGCGGCCGUCGCAGAUGAUCACCUGACGACUGUGGGGAUCCACCGUGUUAAAAAAUUACUGAAGUAGACGAAAUCGGCCUAGGUAUGGUUGGUAGAAGUGAAUAAGCCAAACUUGACCAUUUCAGUCCCUCCGAAUUUGUAAUUACAGUAGACGUGACAACUCUUGAAGUGCUAGCCUAAAUUCUGAAAUGUGUUCUUGACUAAAAAACGUUACUUAAAUAUGGUUGUAAUACUAACCGCCGCGCAGAAUAAUCUUGUGAUAUUUUAGUCGCGUCAGGAUGAGGACUUUCAAACAAAAUUCUUUUCGGCUGCCUGCAAAAACUACACUCCGCAAAAGACAACUACAUAAGUAAAAAUAUUUCUCCUCAUUGAUGGUCGAUGCCCUGAGAAAUUCAAAUAUAUUUGAUGAAGAAAAGCAUAAGAGCAUUUAUUAUUUUACUCAUUUUGGUAGAGAAGUACGUCUUCUUCAAAUUUUAUACUUAAAGAAAGGAAAUUAUACGAUUUUAAAAACUUUCACUAACCUUGAAUAAUUUUAAAGCCAACCUGCUGUUACACCUGAGUUUGGGGUUUCUAAACUGCUAGUUGGAUAUUUACCGCGUACAGAAAUCAUAUAUUUCUAUACGCUACUAAAAGAAUAACAUAUGGGGUUCAUAAACUUCAGCAACGGAUCUAAGCCAUAUUGUAAACUUCAAAAGCAAAAUUAUUAAAGAAGGAGACACGAUAUUUUAUGAGAGAUUACUCACGGUCCUAGAAAUCUCGUAGUUAGCAAUUUUUCAAACCACAUUAUCCCUUUCCUCUUAAUAGUGUGAAGAAAAAACAAAACAAGCAUUUUGCUACCUUCAGUCAGACCGGUGGGACUCUACUUACACACAAACUUGAAUCGUUACGAUCGUUCACUUAUGGCUGGAGCGCCGAGUAAAGCACAGGAGCUGAAUGCCUGAGGGUCCAUGAUAUUCAAUUUUCUCCAGUCUGGCGUUGGGGUAUGACUUGCUACUGAUUAAUGGUACAGUAGGUAGGGUAACUCGCGAAAUGUCAACCGAAAUUCCGAAAUGCGUUUUCGUUUAGAAAAGAUUAAAUAAGUAGGGUUGAAAAACUAAUCAGUUUGCAGUAUAAUUCUAUCUUAGCAUGCGGACUUUCGAAAGAACUUCCUUCCGCUGCAUGCAAAAGCCAUGCUCUGCAAAAAAUGACUACUUAAGUAGCAUGAAUUUUUGCCAUUGACUUACGAUACCACUAAAGGCCAAUUAUACUUCUUGGAAAAAAUGCAUAAAAAUCUUCAUUCUCCAGCUCAUUCGGUAGAAAAUUACAUCUCCUUCCAAUUUUAAAUUUGAUGGAAAGGUUUACUUCGGUUUUAAAAAGGUUUUCAAAUUCCCGAAUAAUUCAUAUUGAUCCAAUUGUGAAAAACUCGGCUCCUCGGUGGGAUUCGACCCCAAGCAGUAAGGGGAAGGGUUUAGUGCAGCCAACACUCUAACCACUUUAGCUACGUGGCCUCGUACUUAAGUUUUUCACAGUUGGGUCAAUACGAAUUAUUCAAAAUCUAUCAAAAUAUCUAUGAAUCCCGAAGAAUUUUGAAACCGCUCAGUCGUUAAACUUGCAUUCAGGGUUUCCGAACUACAAGCCAUGUAUUUUCCGCGUACGGAAAACCACACAUUCCUCCACGGUAUUAGGAGGAGACCAUAUGGGGUUCAUAAAAUUUAGCAUUGGAUUUGAUCCAUAUUUUUAAAUUUACAAGCCGUAUUGGGAAAUGUGGUGACAUGACGUUUUAUGAACGGCCAUUUCAUGGUAUUAAAAAAUCUCACAAUGAAAAACUUUUUAAAAACCAAAGUGUAAGCUUUCCUUGAGUAAAAAAUUGAAAAAAGACGUAAUUUUUUACCGAAUGAUUGAAAGGAUUAAUAUUUUGGUGCAUGUCUCCCAUGAGCUAUAAUUGGACAUUUAGGGAAAUCGAAACUCGGGGAGAAAUUGCAUGCUACAUAAGUAGUCAUUUGUUACAUAGUAUAAUUUUUGUGUGCAGUCUUACAGAACAUCAUUCGAAAGCCGGUACCCUGGAGUAACUGGAUCAUUAUAAAGUUAUGCUGUAUGAUGAUUUGUUUUACAACAGCACUUAAUUAAUCUUUUCGAAACGAGGACGCAUUUCGAAAUUUCGGUUGACAUUUCAUGAGUUAGCCCACCUACCGUAGAUCUUGUGCUUAUUACAGUCGGCCAAUUCAAGCUAAUCAAAAGCCGGAAAAGGUUCACCAGCGAUAAGAAAAUUGCCUGUUGGGACGUAAACGCAUCUUUUGUCUACAUCUUCUUCACACUAAGAUGCCUAGACGACGAAAAUAAGUAACCUAUCAGUAUGUUUACGGCAGGACACCUAUUUGGACGUUCGAUCGAUAACUAAACUGACGGCAGUCAGUUUUGUCCUAGCGUACAUCUGGCGGGGUGCAAAACAGAAGACAAAUGACAGAACUGGCCAUGCAUAAUUAGGCUAAACGGUUAUCUAGGGCAAUGUAUGCUUGCGUGUGUUCCCGGCUGCAUGUGAGUGCCCGACUAGCUGAAAUUGCUUCGCACUGCAAGCAGUGUUCGCGCAAAGCGUAUAUUUAUGUGCGUUCGAUCAGAUUUCAUAGUCUACCUGCCGCACCUCGGACUACUAAACAUAGGAAUAGCAGGCUACGAACCAGAAGUCUGGUAGUUAAUCCUCCUCAGUGUCGGUGAUGAUGAAAUCUUUAGCCAAGUUGAAACGUUAGGAAGAUGAAUAAAAGCUUAUAACUAUCCGUUUUUGACCAGAUUUCAUAGUCUACCCGUCGUAUCUCGAGUUUCACAAGUAGAUGCUUCCGCGAUUAUCCCUUCCCCCUAGUAAGAGACUUCUGACCUGCAAACGCGAUGUCGUUGUGCUGCCAUACCUAAACUGGCGAAAAAGCCGACGGUCUUUACUCCAGAAAUACACAUAGCAACUUAGGAAAUACUGGCCUUCCAUUUAUAAACUGUAAAUGCCCAGUUAUGUAACGAUACUGCCGAUAGCUCACAGAAAGUUCAGCGUCUCACUCUAAAUGCCUGUUGUUCCGCGCCGAAGGAGGAGUUCGCCAGGGGAUGCAAGCACACUACUGCUACUAAAAAUAGAGACAGCAGGUUGCAACUCAGAUGUCUGGUAGUUAAUCAUCCUUGAUGUCGGUGAUGAUGAAGUCUUUAGACAUGUCAAAACGUUAGAGGAUCGAAUAGAAGUUUAUAACUACGGGGUAAGAGACGUUGCUCUCUUUUAUCACUGGUUAAUUGAAUAUUUGAUCGAAUUGGCAAGAGUUUUGUAGACUUGGUGGCCGAUCACUUUUCCGUCUGAUACGUCUGAAAGUAUUUAUAACAAUCAAGCCUUUUUUAAAAAGUGCUUAUAAUUUUGGUGCGUUCUUGAUUUUUAUCCGCCUAAUCACCAGAGUGCUGCCAAUCUCACUGUCAUCAAGUGUGGCUUAGAUGACUUGUUCACAAGACGACUUUGCUUUGUGAAAGAUCAGCUUGCUGAAAAUAUUUGCCUAUUUUUCCUGUUUGCGAAAUUAGGACGGUUGCUAGGGUGAAUGCGUGAAGGGGAAUGAGCGAUAAAGUAUCAUUAUGAGCUCUGUAGGAGAGCGUUCCACCAGUUAGGUUUGGUAUACCAUUUUGCCAGUUUAAUAGCAACCUGCACGUAGUCUUUGUUCUGGUCUAAAGCGGCCACCGUAGCAUUCUGCCGCUAUCUAAAACGAUCAAACGUUGAAUUUGAACGGCCUAGUCCUUUUUCGCCCCUUGAUGAUAUCCGCUAACCACAGUCUAGGCAUUAGAAAAACUGGUUAUGCCACAAAAUGCGCAAAACCGCAGUUGACUUUAAUGUUAUAUCGUUUUCUACAAAAAUACUGUAGCCCGCUCUAGCUAUGAGAAUGCAGCAACGCAAGCGGCCCUUACUGGCUUUUUUUUACAGCGCAGACCCACUUUUUUCUGGUAUAGCUGAACUGUGGCAGGGCUAAAAAAACUGAAUUUGCUGAAAUGCAUCCGUUUUUCAUCAUUGGCCAGCUUCCGCUGAUGUCAUUACGUCAGAAAAACUUACUACACCCUCCGUAGUACUUGGUGGAUCCUCCAAUAGAAGAUGUUUCACCAAAUCAUACUCUCUACCCAACGGCGAUAUGCCCCGUGGUUUAAAAGAAAGUCGUUUUUGUUAACGCUGUGGUGAAUUUAAAACGCCUCUAAUAUACAAUUUUGUUAGGAGGAACAGAACUUAGUCGUAGGUUUUACUGUUCUGUUUUGGCAAUCACCUGUGCGUGCAUUUUUGUAAGCAUGAUUUUGUUAGUAAAACCCUCCAGUUAUCCUACUUUUGUCGCUUUAGGCGACUGAACAUGUCUCUGGAACUUCACAUCACGACAGAGAUCCCGAUAAAAAGGUAGACCACUCGUCACAGUCGACGAUGUCCGACUUCAUCGUGAUGAUGAUAUACGAAUAGCGGAUUAUGCCCGAGUAAACAGACGCGCUGCAUUAAUUCGCGGCGAUAGGGCAGGUUUCCGCAGUUACCAGUAGGUGGCUACCAGGAAACAUUAAGUUAAAUUCUGAGGAUUGAUUUCAGUUGACGAUGAUUACUUAAGUUAAGCUGUAAUGCUGACUAUUAUACGUCACGUCAGGGUUCUGGCUCUUGGAUGCGCAGUUUAUAGCUAUCCCUAACCCCUAAGAGGUAUGGCUACAAAUAGGAUUUGUCGAAUUUUCUCCUUCGCUUUUUGAUAUUCGCACAAAUAUCAGCAUAUGUUACAAAAACCCUACCUAGAGCUGUAAUUUUGGGCCAAUUGUGUAGUAAAAAUUUAAUAUUUGAGGAAACGAUAUCUUCCAGUCACUAAACCGUUCUCAGUUCCCAAAUAGUUUGGAAGCCGACUUACCGUUGCAUUUUGUUUAGGAUUUACAAUCAUCGAUCUACACACUUCCUACUUAUGGGAAAUAAUAUACAGUCUUAUGCCAUCAAUAAGAUUUUACAUAUGGUUCAUAAAACCUUGCAAUAGAUACGGGCCACUUUUAUACCUGAGAAAGUGUGUGAAUAGAUGGGCAAACACGGUGCUACUUGAAUGGACAUUUCAGUCUUAAAGAGUCUUAUAACUGAAAUCCUUUAAAAACCAAAGGGUCUUCUUUCUUCGAGUGAAAAUUUAAAACAGAUGCAGUUUGCCACAAACGUAGUACAAACAGGAACAUUUAAUGCAUGCUUUCUGUAAAAUACAUUUAGAUUUAUAAGCAGCAUUACCAAACGUACGGAUAAGUGCUAUCUGUCCAGAAAUAUAAUAGCCUUAACAUACCUCAUGAUUGUAAACUCUUUAAAUCAAAAGAUUUCGCUCCUUCACCUAAAAAUCAAAGAAGACGUGGUCUUCCGCAUAAAGCUCUACAAUGGCGAACGCCUGUGUACAUUUUCAAAGAUAUGUUAGGAUUUUUUGAGGUGUCAAAAAUUAGUGGGAAGACAAAGUAGUAAAUAAAUGGUCAUUUUGGUUAGUAAACUUUUGCAGACGACAGAUACGCACAAAAACCAACAUCUUGAUGUGACUUAAAUAUCUUGGAAGUACGUUGUAGGACACUCAAUAAUAUGGCCCCACCCAAGUAAUCCUUUUUAAACGAGAGCACAUUUCAGAUUUUUGGUUAACUUUUUAUGAGAUAUGUCUGCCAACUGAAUAUGUGAUCACAGUUGAGACAAGUUGGCACCGUGUACGCACCAUUUGUGGCCGUGUUCUGGUGACCGCAGAAAAGUCCGUUCAGGUCGUACCAAGACUAAAAAGUACGAUCACAUUGAGGACAGUUGGACGCGUUGCCGUUGGCAGUGUCGUUGGCCCGAAACGGACAGCACACAUGAACGAACAUCAUAGCGGUUGUUGAGCACGAACGGCGUUAGCCGGCCACAAAUUAAGCUGAAUUUUAGCAAACGUUUUUUAGCCGUUUUGGCUAUUUUUAUCCAGAUGUGCGGUUUUUAUUAUUUGACUGCAAGACUUUUACAGAAGAGUGCUGGCGAUUCGUUGUGUCUGGGAAUACAGUCCGCAGGUUAUAGGAGCGGGUUGAUCUUAAUUGACUAUAGGAUGUUUCCCAGGCCAUGCUUUGAACCAGCUAUUGGGGGUGAGCGAUGGUGAGCACUUGUGCCCUUGUUCAUCAAAAGAUCCAUUGUGCCAACUUACAGCUGCGAACUACAGUAGGUGGGCUCAUUCAUAAAAUGUCAACCGAAAUUCCGGAAUGCGUUUUCGUUUCGAAAAGAUUAAUUAAUCAGGGUUGUAAAGUUAGUUAGCCUGCAACAUAAUUCUAUAAUAUGUCAAUUCCCUCAGGAUGUCGGCUUUCGAAUGAACUUCCUCCAGACUGCAUGCAAAAACUACACUCUAUAAAAAUAACAACUUAGAGAGCAUGCAUUUUUCUCACUGAUUUUCGAUGCCCCUAAAAGUCCAAUUAUAUUUCUUGAAAAAAAUGCAUAAAAAUAUUCACUCUUUUGCUCAUUCAGUAAAUAAUUACUUCUUCUAAUUUUAUACUUGAAGGAGAGAUAUAAUUCGGCUUUAAAACAUUUCCAAUUGUUGGAAUUUUAAAUGCCGUGAAAGAGCCGUUCAUAAAUCGUCCUGUGUCGGCAUUUACCAGUGUGUCUUGUAAAGUUAACAAUACGGAUCAAAUCUACUGCUCAAUUUCAUGAAACCUAUAUAGUCUCCCUUUAUUACCGUGGAGAAAUGUGUGGUUUUCCUUACGCGAAAAAUAUACGGCUUGUAGUUUGUAAACCCUGAAUCCAAAUGUAACGACAUAGCGGGUUAAAAAUUAUUCGGGAAUAGGAAAACGUUUCGAAAACCCAAUUAUAUCCCCCCUUCGAGUAUAAAAUUAGAAGAAGUAAAUAUUUACCGAAUGAGCGAAAGAAUAAAUAUUUUUAUGCAUGUUUUUCAAGAAAUAUAAUUAAACUUUUAUAGGCAUCAAAAAUCAGUGAGAAAAAUGCACGCUCCUUAAGUUGUCAUUUUUAUAGAGCGCAGUUUUUGCAUGCAGCCGGGAGGAAGUUCAUUCGAAAGCCGACAUCCUGAGGUAACUGACAUAUUAUAGAAUUAUGUUGCAGGCUAACUAACUUUACAACCCUGAUUAAUUAAUCUUUUCGAAACGAAAACGCAUUCCGGAAUUUCGGUUGACAUUUCAUGAGUUAGCCCACCUAAUGUACUUCUUGAGGGCAGUAGUACGGACUUCAUCGUGCAAACUAGAGGAACUUCAAAAUUCAAGAUUUGAGUUUUUAUUGGUGCGAACCUACUUACUUUCAAUUGAGUUCUUCUCACUAAUGCCAACUUUCCCGGUUUUGUUUUGCUACCAGUCGUGUAAGACCUCCCUAUCCACAUUGCAGUUUACAUUAUACGUUUUGCCGGAGAGACCAGUGAAGAUCGGUAGUUAAAGGCUAAAAUAUCGUCAUAAGUAGGGUGUCAAAUGGUGUGUUUUUACACAUGGCCGUGAAUGAUUGGUGUUUCGCGCUGCCUGCACCAACCUGUGAACAGGUUCUUCUAGGGUUUUCCAUGCCAUUAGUCUUUAGGUUACCGGUGAGCAGGAAUACAAAAGUUUCCUAUUUCAGAGGAUACCUUAUAUGUCGCCAAAUGUCUGCUUUAAAAGACCUUAUAAUAAAGCGCAUAUCUUAGCCAAAGAGGUCAGUCUGCAUCCACAUUACAAUAGAAAUGCAAACCAUAAGCUUUACAGGUGCCAAAGGCCUCAAUCGUCGUUUUUGGUGGUUUGCUAGGAACAGGGCUUUGCAGGACGCUACUACUGGUACCUCUCCAUAGGCCGGCGUUGGACGCCGUUCAACGUUUGCCAUCGUUUGUGCCUUAUGCGCUCUUGACCACGCCUCGGGGAACCCGGAAAACACCCUUCAAAAGGAAACAUCAUCAAGGCAUGUUCAUAAGGCUACUGCACCACGUCACGGAGGGUAAAUUUUUUUAUCCAGCAGUAGUAAAGACCGCUCGAGGCCGCACAAGUGGGGUGGGGAAGCACCACCUGUUGCAUUGCAGUGCGCCAAAAAGUAAGCCAGAAUGGAGGCCUUUUUCAGCUCUGUGGGCGAAGUCCGAAGGCAAGAAUUGUGUGUGUGUGUGCAGUAUUCGACACAGGCUCAGGUCGAUGCACAUGACAGCGCUCGGCCACAGAGCCCGCCCGAGGGAUAGCUGGCUCCAAAAUGUCACAGCCCGAGACAAAGCCGUGGGGAGGCAUGCGGGCUUCUGAGGCCGUAAAGAAGUACACCUGGAGUUAGCUUUACGGGAAUUCCAUUCAGUUGAUUUAUCUUUUAGGUCGCUGUCAGACCUACUGGGCGGCCUAGGAUACUUUCGCCAUUACUCGCUAAUGAGGCCUGGGCCACCGUCUUGGGCAAACAACAGAACCCUAAUCAGAAGAACCACCACACCAGGGUUGCAUUACCGGUUUGAAUUGUUUAGAGCCAAGUCCCGGAUGUUUGCGUUGGUUUUCACAGAAAUGAAAAUAACAGGCUGAUUUUGUCAAAUCUGUCAACCGCCUUCUAUUCCACACUGUAAAACAAAAUGGGUGGUUUGUAAAGUAGAGCGACGUAAAAAACAGCAACCUUACUGCAGCGAAUUAAGGCGCCUCUAUUCCAACAACAAAAAUUUUGAAAAAGCGCCAUCGGGUGUUUGGUAAUCUUUGUCCUGUUGAACACAAAACGCCUUCUUCCAAACAACUUUACAGUUAUUUUUAACGAGCUGACAUGUACUCAAUAGGGUUUUCAAAGGCUUUACCUAUUAUCCUUACGAACUAAACUAAAUAAACGGAAACUGCGAUUUCGUAAUUAUUAAAAAAUAUUUAUCCACGCGCAUUGAGCGAGUUUUUAGUUGUUUUUGGCUAGCAGAGUAAUGAAAGUAUUCAGGCUGACGUGGUGUUCCAUUUUGAGAAAUUGCGAACUGAGAAAGCGAAAAUAAACGGAGCCUGGAAAGGCAUAAGCAAGGACUUUAAGUGAUUUAAAGAGUAGAUCACAAGUCAAACAGAAAUAGGAGUAACUCGGUCUGCUUGACCUUCUGGAGCUACCAAAUCCUGAAUCUAUGGGAGUACACAACGACAUGUCAUUUGUCUGCCAGUCUGCCGAAACGAACAGGCAAAUAACAAGAGCGCAAAAGAUGACAGGCUGUUGACAGCGGCGUAUAAGGGCCUUUGUCAGCCUGUCAGACCCUCUCUUAGGCCCAUGCGCUUGCUUUGUUUACGUAUUUUUUCUUCCGCUUGCAGAUAUUACCUUAGACAUUUUCUGGUUAGGGAAAACAGGGAAAAGCCCGAAAAUGAGGUCGAAUCGGCUGACCCGAUCUUGCGUGAUUUACAGCGAAUAAUAGACUGGAAACGCUUAGCCGAACCUGUCUACGAGGUUGCUAUAACUCCGUGCUCCGGGGGCGAUUUAACUGUAUCGACGGGCUUUACUCUAUGAGAAGGAUAAUUCCUUUGGCAAACUUAAAUGACAUCUCCGGCCUAUUACCUUUGGGCCAAAAGUGACAAAAAACUAGUCCGGUAUAGCACGUUGCGCAAAAUAUCGCAAAGCGUUCUCCACUGCCCAAAAUUAAAGAUGUUUCUAGUAAAUUUUCUUCCCAGAGUCAUUCAAUUUGGGCCCUGACAGCUGUUCAGUGACAAGCUCCAGAUCACACGCAUUGAAACAGACCUGCUGAAGAAGACUUAUUCCCGAAGACUGCUAUGAGGAGCCAUGUUUUUUCUUAAGAUAUUGAUUGUAAGCGGCCUAUGCAAAGUCGGCCCUCACGCAAGGCAAGUGACUACUCUUCAAUGGACGCCGAAGUUGACAAUCCACUACUCAAAGCAGAAAGGCAUAAACUGUUGCGCACAUAAAUAUACUAGCUCCGGAAUUUUUAUAAAAGCCAGUGAUACAAUCUUUAUUCGAUGGCCAGUAUCAAUAGGCAAAUUGAGAUCAAAACGAAAUAUUAUUUAACUGUUUGUUCCUUUGUAUGCCCGCCACCUCAUGGAAACCCUGCAACGUCCAAAAAUCGAUUUCACAAGGAGAUAUAUGGUGGACCUUAGAAGAAUGCUAACGUAUAUUAAGCUCCAGAUCUAAAUGUGCUUUCACUUAGAAAGGAUUUGUUUACAAAUUUUGCAAUGUCUAAAACAGUUGGUCAGAAACGCGGAUCAAAAGCGAUAUAUGCACAGUAAACAUCGCUCUAAUAAUGCAGCAUGAUUUUAUGUCGGAGAAACUGUCUUAUGCGGAAAAAGGCUUUUCUGAAUGGUGACUAAAGACCGGCGCAGUUGACUUUUUGGGAAGUCCAUUAUGCAGCAUGUAUCUUGAAAGGCCUGUACUGAGUUGUCUAUUGUUUUUAGAAAGAACUAACUGGGACUAAAUUAUAAAUAACAACUUUGAAAAGUCCUCUACGCUUCAUAAACUUAGGUUUUCACUAAUCAUGAAUAGUUCUGCACAAUUAUUUAAAAAGGAGGAUCCCAAGAUAGUUCAAAACGUCGCCUCCAAUAUUUCAGACUUGCUGGAGCUUUUUAAUAGGGAACAUUAGGAAAAACAGGCAACCACGAUCCGUUAAUCUGUAUAAUGAAUAAGGGGCCUGAAACGUGGAAAAUUUAUUAAAUCGGAAAUGUUGGCACUCCUACCUCAUAUUCUAAAACAACGCUCGAACUUCCGAAAUAAGCACAAAAUACGCAGUUUUACUUGUGUUUUUUAAAACGUGCAUAUCUCACAUCAAACUCAACGUUGUGUUAGGCGUGCACAAUAGAUAUCUGGGGUUUUCAAGCAGUUAUCAAUAUACUUUUUAAAACGCAAAGCUGUUUCCUGCAGAUUUAUAUAGAAUAAGCGGACCUGAGCAAGUUUUUUAAUGUGUAAUCCUAUAUUUUUACCCUGGGCAUAUUCUGAAAAUUUGAACUAGCGGAAGUAUGACUUUUUGAAAUCUCGGGAAAGUAUUUUGUUUCUUUGUUUGUCGACAUUUUCCUACUUACGCAUUCUAACAUCUCAGGAACUAAUAGGGAAGUAACGUGGUUAACUCCAGAGCUGUGGAAAUAAUUUGGCUUUUCCAUACAUUCUUCUUGACUUAAAUACGUUCCGUGCAAGGACCCUAUUCUUCUUAAAAGCAUAGUUAACAGCAAAUGCUACCUACGGGUCUUCGUCUUCAGCAAAUUAUCUUAGUGUCCUGCAAUUUACAGAAAGUAAAAACAACCUAUGGUAAAUAAUUGCUUAUAUAAAAGUUUGCAACAUAUCGCAGUAACAAGGUUCAGGAAUAAAAACCGCAUGAUGCUGUGAAUAACAGCCAUCAGACAGUCUGUAGUAUACAUGCUUUGUAUAUAUGUAUGUCAGGUUGCAAAGACUAAUAUUUGCCGAAGUAAGGUGAGUGUUUUAAGCAUGUGUGACCCGUAUGAUCAGUUGGGCACAGCAUUCCAAGGUUGGGGAUGCGGAGAAACGAAGGUAUGCGGGAAAGAUGGACUUCUGUAGGCAAUAAGUCAAGCAAUAGGCCGGUGAUAUUAAACCGUAAUCGUGAUUUUGACAACGCCCCUACACUGUCCAGCGCCCUUAUCCGCUUCACGGCCCCACAAUGAACGAAAAUGAGUGCUGAAGACACGAAAAAAACAACAGAUAGCGGUCGAUUGUUACUGACAGUGGCUGACCCCCGAACGUGCGUAUCUUGUUUGAACGUAAACACCUUAAAUUCCCACCGCGCGCCCCACAGCAUGGUGGCGCAGGCACAUUGACUUGCGCACGAUUACGUUUAUUGUGGGUUUGCGCUGCAUCUGGCGAAUUCCCUCCUCCUCUCCCACCUAGAUCCGGAGUGAUGACAGAGCCAAGAAGGCCGAAGGCGGGAGAGGGCGCAGGUGGUUAGCACUGAGAAACCCCGCACCUAGGCGUACCGUCAUACCGUCUGGUCCACAACAUGCACCGACUAGGAUUUUAUGCCACAACACAAGUAAGGCGGGCUAGUGGCACGGAUACCAGUUGACGCAGAGUGGACCGACAACUCUGCGCGCCAUCACACCCCAACGCUGGCAUUUCAUAAGGGACUGCAUUUACGAUAAUGCCUGUCGGUCCGGCACACUGACACAACACGCCACAAAUACAAAGUAAAAGCCUUAAUUAUACUCUGGCCCAACACCAAAGAUUUUGAGAUGUAAUUUUGAGCGACAGUUGUUUUGCUAGCCGUCAAUAGAGAACAGAAUCCCUCUGCGCUGACCUCUUCCCGCAAAACACGUACUAGAAAUUGUGCAACAUGUUUGAACAUUUAAGGUCUAUCUUGAGGUCAACAUUUCGCCCUGCAUUUGUGUAGUAAAGGUAGUACUUUUUGGUCAGUAUUUAAGUUAGUGUUUGUAAAUAGUGUCGGAAGAUAGUGUCUUAUUUGUCCGUCGGAUGCUGAGAAAAGUUGAGUUAUACCCUACUGGGUGCUGAGUAUAGUCAGAGCCCUUGACAAGCGUGGGGAAGAGGCCUAAGAAGCUUAAAGAAACUGGACUGAAACUGGGUUGGCAGUGUUAUCCGGCUUACAUGAGUCACUUGUGAAGGUGGCAGCUCCCCGUUUCUAAGUGCUCGCAUGCUAAAACAGGGCGACGGACGUCUCAAAAUAGCGUCCGUGGGUAGAACUCUAGUGCCGAGAUUGUCCUCAGCCCGGAAAAGGAGCCGAGUAACAGCCCUCUGACACCGCUUCCUUCAAAACUUCUAUAAGAAUAGUUUGUUGGAGAGAUGAUUUGUGGCCGUAGACCAUUUAUUUCGAUCUAACAAAUGCAGGCGAGCGACGAAAUGAAAUUCAGAGAUGCAAUAUAGAAAGGACUAUGCGGAACAAAUAAAUCACAGCGUGAUUAUUCACAGCGCCAUCACCCAACGCAUCCAAAAAGCGGGGAACAAAGUUAUAUACAGCCGUCCACGUGCAAUUCGUUUUUACGCGCAGUUAUUUCAUACUGGUCGACGUGUUGUAACUCGCAUGAAUUAGCACAAGCUGCUCAGUCGUCUGUUUUGUUCACACGCACAUGUACACGCGUCUACCCUUCCCACUGGGAAGCCACUGAGGCUGUCACCAUGGCCACUAACGGACACUCGUGAGAACUUCGCAAGGUUUGGCUUUCCGAAGCAGGCGGCAUGAAUCGCAACGUUGAGCAUGAAGACUUGUGAGCAGACCUGGUCGGUCCUCCACGGUCACCGUAAAAGUGCAACAAGAAUUGGCCUCUAUCCGGACGUCUGUUUACUCCUUAGCCCAUCGUUAGUUGCACACCUGUCAACCUCUACUCGUUUUCACCUUCUUCUUGCCGACUGCUGAUAUACACAACUAAACGAUAACGAAAGUUGGUCCGUGGCCAGCCUACUGUCUGCCCACUGAAUCGUCAUUGUCCCUGCGUCUCCUGGUCUGCACCUUUAGCCCUCGCUCGCUUUCUCCAUACGCACUCCCAUUAGCAUUCACGACGCGUGUAAACGUGCGACCUUUAAUGUUUAUUUCGGCUGAUAAUGGGAGCCUACUUUGCCAACUUGAGAUGCAUGCAUUCCUCACGUGAAAGUAGGCGUUAGCCUCAAGGGUCAUUGAUACUAUAUGACCCGCCAUUACGCCCUGUCGAUGAAGACAAGUCAGGAGCAUAUUUACACUCGCACCCCAAAAUCUGGACUGUCAUACUUACUCUGCCAAGGACGUUGCUUCUUACAGAGGAUCCGGAGUGUACGAUGAGGUCAGAAGAACAGUCGCGAAAAUACCAGACACCUGGAAGCACGCAGAUGAGAGAUCAUUGCGAAGCAAGUUUCAAGGUGUUCCGCACUUCGGGGUUUGUUAUGGCUGGCCGACGACGGCUAAUAGGGCAGAAAUGGCCAUUCCAGUCUCUGCUGUCUUUGUCGGUAAUGCCAUUCUGCGUAUAUCAUGCGCUGAUGUGCGGCUGUUGGUUGGGCUUGAGAGAAAAAGAGCUCCAAGACACAACGGGGCGAGUGAGUUCUGAAAAAACAUCACCGAUGAUCGUCCCUCUACUAUUAUAUAUAGGCAGAAUGGUAUUAGCGACAAAGACAAGGGAGGCUGGAAUGGCCAUUUCUGGCUUAUUAGCCGUCAUCAGCCAGCCAUACCCAAGCCCGAAGUGUAGAACACCCGAGCCUCGAACUCGCGACCUGUUGGUUUAGAAGUCCACGCCUCUACUCGGGUGUUCCACACUUCGGGCUUGGGUAUGGCUGGCUGACGACGGCUAAUAAGCCAGAAAUGGCCAUUCCAGUCUCCCUUGUCUUUGUCUGUAAUACCAUUCUGCCUAUAUAUCAUGCGCUGCUGUGCGGCUGCUGGUUGGGCUCGAGAGAGAGUCCAUAAGGCACAACGGAGCGAGUGAGUUCCGUAUGAACGAUCGGUGAGCGCCCCCUACCACUAUUAUAUAUAUAUAUGUAUGUAUCCUAGCAUUCUCUACGCAGCAGCUUACGACCAGUCUAGACUGGAGCCCCAUUGGCAAACUUCAAAGACUAUAAACUUUAAUGCAAUUGGAUCAAUAAUCGCCUCGUCUUCGCUAUGCUGAUGCAACCCGCAAAGUCCCGUUGCCGCCUAAGGACAUGUUUGAAUCUGUUUGCUAUACUGACUGUCAUGACUGUUCGACCAACUACCGCGCAAUUACCAAAAAAUUUUUCUCUCAACGCCGUUCCCGAGUGCGCUCUCACCGUUAGGCGCGGAGGCCCAUAGCCGCUAUGCAGGUUAAUAAACACGUGGGAAACAGGCCGGUACGAGAAUUAAUCGAAUCUCAGCACUCUAGCGACCACUUUAGUAGCCUCAGAUUCGGCCGGGCGCCAGCCUUUGAAUGACAUUUGGAGGGCCAGACACUAGGUGGCACGCCUUUACUGCCUGCCAAAUUACCCAAGCCAGGAGCGUUUCCACGCUCAUAGAUGGGAGAUCUUUGCGAAGCAAGAGGCAUUCUCCUACGCUUAAUUGAAAGUCCUUCACCGAUGCUUUGACGAGAACGUCUCUCUUAAAUAAUUCGGAAAUAAACACCCUUUGAACACUGACCCAUGUCGAGAAGAGAAUAAUCUGGGCGUUGAUAUAAGAAUAAUACCAUAACAUUCACAUUUUGCCAGCGCACGAGCUAGAUUAGGUGUGCAAGCAGGCCAUGCAGUAACAGGCAUCGUUUUUUCUCAUCUAACGCAAAACCUGUCUGCCGUACUGCCGGCAGUACGCCUUAUUUGUUGAAUGGGUGGUACAUGGUUAUUUGGAAGUGUUGGUUGUACCAACUUAAGUGUUCUUUAAUAACAAAUUCUCGUCUCUGACAAUAAAUUCCAUGUCUUUCACCUAGUAAUUUCCAAAUUUUUUUAGCUUUGUGUGCAUGUAGCUAUAUCGAAGGAAAUAAGUCCUCUGGGAAAGACAACGGAGUUUAUUUCUCAAAUUUUAGACUCUAAUUCUACAGGCCGUCUUCAGAUAUGAAGCAAGUGUACGAAAUAAUUAGGAUAUAAACUUACUAAAAUCGAUAUUGCACUGUCAGUUCUUCAAGUCGGCAUAACGUCCUAAUUGGCUAUCGACUGUUCCAUUUUUAUUUGAGGUUGCUGUAGACGGUUUCUGAUUCAGUGUGCCCAUUUUCCAGUUUAUAUACAUAUAAAUUAGAAUUGCGUUUGCCAGUCAGGUUACGUAACAUGUUCGUCUUGUUAUGCUAUGUGGUCUAGUCUAGAACCCUCGCAGCCAAUCACAUAGCGACCAUUAGUUUAUGCUUAAUUGGAACACUUCGAGGGAGUUGAUGCUGGUUUGGUUAUUUCCCUACUAACAACUUUCCUAGUUUAAGUUGUUCUUGCUUUUCACUAAUGACAAACGCGCCGGCAGAAUACAUGUCACCUACACUUUUAUGGGACCCCGACGGGUCUUUAAUGAAAAUUAUUCUUUAUUUAUUUAUUUACAAGUGAAUGUCCAUUAGGCGGGGUUCUCGCCGUGUUGCUCGCGCCACCUAGGCUGUUAGACUCCCCAUUCAGAAGCAUUCAUUUUCUUCUGCUGGUGCCUGCGAAACCCCUACAGUCGUAGGAAUGGAUUGGAGAUGCGAAGGAACCUUAAUUAACAGCCUUAUUUACUCCGCACCCUGCUGUUUGAACGAUGCGUGCACAUCGCUAGGGACAGAAGCGGUUUCGGGGCAAAAGGUGGUCAGCUUACUUGGCUGUUUGUCUCGUUGCGAAAAAAUUAAACUGAAUAUUGUCCGUAUCUCGCAAAUAACUAAAACUGGGCUUUUAGGGCUAACUUGGCGGUUCGACCGUCGCGCUCGACGAUGAGCAAGGUGGAGCGGACACGGUGACUUGCGCGUGAUUUGGUUUAUUGUGAGAGUAGACUUACGAAGCGUCUACCGAAUUCUCUCCUCCCCCACCUGAGCCCGAUUUUAAGACAUACACAAACAGACCAUCGGCGGGCGGGGGGGGGGGUUCAGAUGGCUGGCGCGACUGAGCCCGCGCCUAGGCGCACCGCUACACUCCCUGACCCACAACGUAUACUUGACCAGGAUAUUGACCGACAACAAAAUUGAGUCACAAAGUGGAGGGGAUGACACAAGUCAGUGGGUAAUAAUGCACACAGUCUGUAUACCCAGCGAGAGCGUUAGGGCGCCUACCGGUAGGGAAUUAAUUGCUAGAGAAGAGCCAGUGAGCACCAGGCUGCAAGGGUAAUGGUUUGCUGAUCAUAGUGCAGUAGACGCUCGCAAUCCUUUAACCCUAGAAGUGCUGGAGACAGACCUGCAUUUAACAUGGGUCGUUGCCCUUCAGAGGCCGGGUAGCCUCCUGAGAGACACUACCAAUAUAGGAUUAGCUAAAAAGCGUAGGCACGGCAUUAUCGCUACAACAAGCGGCACACACAGUGCGUGACCGAUCUCAUGAAAUGUUGGUCAAAAUUCUGGGAUGCGUUUCCGAUUAGGAAGGAUUACUUAAGUGAAGUUGUUAUACUGACUACCAUGCAGCAUAACCCUAUAACAUUUUGGACUUGCCACGAUGUCGGCUUCUGAGUGCACUUCUUUUUGACAUUCUGCAGAAACCACACUCGUUAAAAAAUGGCUGCUUAAGUAGCAUGCAUUUUUCUUAUUGAUCUUCGAUGGUAUUAUGAAUUCAAAUAUAUUUUAUAGAGAAAAUGCCCAACAAUGUGCUUUCUUUUGCUCAUUCGCUAGGAAAUCACAUUGUCUUCAUAUUUUAUGCCCGAAAGAGGUGUGUAUUGAAGUCUUGAAAAAGUUUCCCGAUUCCCGAAUAAUUUUCAGCCUGAACUGUCAUUGCAUCAGCGUUUAGCGAUUUCAGUCUACAAGGUGCGCGCUUUCCGUGUAAGGAAAAUCAUAUAUUUCUCUAUGCCUUUAAGAAGAUACCACAUAAAAAUCAUGAAAUUUUGCGAUGGAUCCGGACUGUGUUUUACAUUUCAUGAUGAGUAUUAGUAAACGGACAUGUGCGGUCUUGCAUGCAUGGACAUCACACGCUCUUAAAAACUUCAUAAUUAGAAACUUUUUAAAACCUAAAUACACACUUUCUUCGGGCAUAAAAUAUAAAGACAAUGUGACUUACUUCCAAAUGAGUAAAAUAAAGCAUAUUUCGUGCAUAUUUUCUAUAAAAUGUAUUUAAAUUUAUAAGACCAUAGAAAAUCAGUAGAAAAAAUGCAUGCUACUUACUUGUUCAUUGUUUACCGUGUGUGGUUUCUAUAGGAGGUCAAAAAUGAGUGCAUUCAAAAGUCCACAUCCUGACGAGUCCAAAAGGUUAUAGGGAUUUGCUGCAUGAGAAUCAGUAUAACAGCCACACUUAAGUAAUCCUUCCUAAUCGAAAAUGCAUUCCAGAGUUUUAGCCAACAUUUCACGAGAUCGGUCACGUACUGUAACUUGGAAGGGCGGAUGUGUAGGGCUUGGCUUGCUUUGCACUCAAACUAGAGAGCGAGAUACUGGUAACUUUCAAACAGACGAUAAUCACUGUUUCCAACGUCCUUGCAGUCAUUCGUCCGUCAUGCCCGAACAGGGGCGAAGAGUUGCAGGACUCUUUGGUCAUUAAGCGUCAAACGCUCAGCCAUUGAGAUACUAGCGCGCCGAUCUGCAGGUUGUCUAAUAAUCAAAAGAGCCGGUUUCAAACCGCCAGAUCGUCGGCAUACUCGGGAUCGAAUACUGACCGGUGGAUAAUGGCACAUAAUUCCAAAAUGGCCAUUCCAGUCUCCCACAUGCUCGCCAGUCAAUCUCCCCGAUUGCUGACUUUUCGUCACCAUUCUACUCAUUAUCAGGGCUCUGGACUGGGGUUAAACGACCUUACAUUUGGGACAGACGAUUGAGAGCCAGGCGCAUGCACCUUCAGUGAACCAUGCAUGGAACAGCUGGCUGCUGUCCCAGGAUGACAACCACCCACGUUUCUCAGGGUCUAGGGGAUGGCAGCGGAGCUAGGCGGUACGAGGUACCGGUCAUCAAUCAGGUUAAGGAACAUGCUCGUCCCUUUGGGCCUUGUGACUUAAUCCACAGUUCGUCCGUCAUCGCCGAAGAUGCCAAUCGUGUACUCCGCAACGAGGUGAAACAGGACCGGUGAAUUUCGCAGACUUGCGCAGAAUCUACCGCACUCCCUUCUCCACUUGUACCCCGUGUCAAGAUAGAGUCAAAAAGGCCGGAGGCGGGAAAGGCCGCAGGUGGAUGGCACGGUCGAGACCGCAUCUUGGCGUUCCACUCCCCACACACGCCAUGGUUGACGUCUGUCGAAAAUAGGGUCCGCAACCGCACCCCGAAAUGUUGACAUUUGUCGUGGUGCGCGUUCCACUAACGUCCGUCAGGAUCUGUCCUGGUCCAGCGCAUCUACCAGGCAUCUACGGGCGGCCGGAUAGCGGACAACAUUGAUGCCUGUCCCGUUACCCCCCCCCCCCUCCCCAGCUAAGGGCUCCGUGGCUCAGUGGUAGAGCGUUGAUCUAAAAACGCUCAUCGGCCUAGGAAUUCGGGCUUGAAUCCCAAGUCGUGCUAAACUGCGGUUGGGUAUGACUGAGUAAAGAGUAUACCAAUAAGGCCGAAACGGCCAUUCCAAUUUCUUUUUUGCCAGCGGGCCUGUUAAACAUUCGUUGCGGGAAGUGCUCAGGAAGAAAUGAGGUUUUAAAUCCGACUCGUAUUCAGUACUAAGCAUGAUGUCCUACCAGAUGUUGCAAGUUCGGCACGCCUGACCUGAGUUAUGGCUGACCGAUGGUUAAAAUUAAGCCGAUAAUAGUCAUUUUAGACUCUGUAGUCUUUACAUUUCAUAGGUAUCAGAAAGAUAAUGCUUGAGAAUCUACAGACGUAACGCCUGAACAGCUAGAGUGAGACCUAAGAGAGAGAUCCGCGCACAGCAUUAGACGCCCGUUUAUGUAAACUGCACACGCACCAUUCAAUGCCUGAAUUAUUCACACCGGAUGAAUAAAGACGAUGACCUCAGCCAUGCAAAAGUCAGGCGCACCAAUCACAGCCCUCGUUUGAACAAGCAGUCCUUUUGCAAGCAGCAGAACAUUUGUUUAGUUAACCAUAGCUAUUCGCCUGUUAUAGAGAGACGGAGAAUGUUAAUUAUGCGUUGGCUAGACACACGGCUUUCACGGCCAUUUGCAGCGAGAGAGCAAAUAAACGACAACGAACUGCAGAUGAAGUUUUUUUGCGAGAAUCUCGCUUUGCAAAUCAUUUGCGAACACCAAAUUUUCAACCCCUAGAAAAUUCCUUGGUCAGAAUUACUCAUUUUACCUUGUGCUGACUGUCACCAACGUUCGCACAAUUUAAUAUGACAGCCAGGGCUUUCUCCAACUAGGAAGCGGCUUGCAUUGGGCUUCCACCGAACUCUGGACAGCCAGAACUCUCUAAAGAGCACAGUGCGUCCGGAUUGGUUGGACGUGCUCGGAGGGUCGCGCACGCACGCACGCACGCGCUGAGUGCAACCAAUCAUCACUUGACUUCCAGGGACGUCGGCACACCGAACCGGAUUAGGCACGUCAACCUAACAAUAGCUGGCUACGGACGUGUCUGUGUGUGUGCGUUUAAGUGUUAAGCCUGUCUGUGUGUUUCACGUUCUGCCGUAGUCAGCGGGUUCAGUCCGUUUGACAGGCGUGUUUAAACUAGCACACGAGACGUACUUCCGCGGUCGGGAAGACCCUAGGGACCUGUUUAGACCGUUUAUCCGCUGGAUCUUACCGCAAACCCGUCAGGUAAGGUGUCAGGUGAUAAGCAUCUCAAUUCUAUUUUCUCUUGAAUCUAACAAUGCCUUCCUGUUAUGACAUUGGGUAGGGGUGAGACUAGGCUGUUUUAUUGCGACAUCUGUAAAAUCUAACACUGAGGAAAACUUCAGCACGCAUCCGUCACAGAGUCGUCUUUCUUGCAUAGUCGACGAGGGCGACCGCUUGUUGUGAGUAACUGCUUGGCCUAACCCCUAUUCUUUAACAUGUUUCCUUGAAUGCAAUAAAAGUGCAUUCGGACGUGACUCUAGAGUAUUUAAAAGCGUUGAUUUUCCUGCAAAGAGGCGAUACCAGCCCCCACUAUUUGAAAGGGCAAUUUUGGACUCCGAACUGUUAAAGCAGUUUGUUAAAUUCGACUGAAUCUCCCUGGUGUCCAAAUAUAAUAAUAAUUUUUUAUUCAAGACCCGUGGGGGUGGGCAUCAAAGCACAACAAAAAUUAUGUAAAUUAUCUGACAUUCGUACUUAUACUUGUCUGUUUUUGUAAGAUUUCUGAUUGAUCGAGUGAAGACUAAAUAAACCCGAAACGAUUCCGCAUAAAUCUACUCUCUCAUUCGCUGUCGUAUCCUCUCUGCUGGCAUAGCUUAACCGAGUUGGGCCUGGUCGCCUGUUCGUGACCUCUGCCACUAAUACGAAGCGUAUUUGCUUCGGGGGCCGGUGGAACGGUGUGUGUGUGCGCGUCCAUUCCCGACUUAUGCUUCAACUUAUACUUAUAUUUACUAUACUUAUAGAAUGGCUGAAGAUGAGAACUUCCAGUGUGGCAAAUGCUCUAAGAGCCUGAUUGGACAACGAUACAUCCUCAACGCGGAGGUGCCCUAUUGCAUCGAAUGCUACGACGCUAACUUCACAAAUGUGUGCGCUGCCUGCGGCGAAAGAAUCACCUCAUCCUCCAAGGUAAACGCAAUUUCCGGUUUUCAAAAUCACCCCCCCCCCCGUUAAAAUUCCCUAAAAUUCAUUUGAUCCAGUUGUGAAAAACCCUGCGGCCUCGAUGGGAUAAGAACGCACGACAGCACUAGGGGAACGUAAGUACAGCCGGCGCCUUAAUUACCUGAACUACGAGGCCUCACCAGGCACCGUGUGUUUACUCACAUUUUGGUCAAGCUGUAGUGUUCGAGCCACCCAAGGGUAUGGGUUUGCCCUCUUCCUCUAUGCGACAGUCUGUAUAUGCCUCCCUAGUGUUUCUGUCAGGUCAUGUAUCUUCUUGGCUGGAAUCCUGAAAACUAGCGCGAAAUGAGCUCAUCAUCCUCAAAUACAAGCGUAUGCAGGUAAAAUAGGUUGACGAUGGGAAGGUUUAUUAAAAAAAUAUAUCAAUACGUAGUAAUUAAUCCUGUUCUGGCUUUUUUCCGACUUCCUCCUUCUGGGCGGUCUCUCGACUAACCCUCUCACACCCUUCUAUUGCGGCAACUAAAAAACUUCCAGUUUGAAAACCAGGUGAGUCAAUGAAGGACAAGAAUGACAAGGUCACAUUUAAAUAACAAGUUCGGGUUGCCCUUCUACAAAGCUACUCACGCAACCUACUGCAACGUACUGAAUCUACCAAUUCUGAUACAGUUAGCUGACUGCCCAAGUGGGAUUUCGUAAUUAAUCGACCUGGAAUUCAGGAGAUGAUUAACGGGUCCAUUUAAUUAAUUGGUUUCCUUGCCAACUGGCGACUUUCAGACGUUUAAGUUGACUGCCUUUAAAAAGAGAGGUGUUUUGUGGGUUUUGAAACUUGCGAUAAUGAUAGCACGAGGAGAUUUCUGGUGAAUGGCCUACCAUGCUGAUGCAGACACUCCCAAUUCAGUAAUACUUAAAAACCAAAAAGGAUAGAUGGAGACAAAAUUUUUUAAUGUAACCGGAUGAGCUGCAACUCGGGAAAAAGGAUUUUUAGGUGGUUAAACACUUCAGAAUACUUUGGAAAUAUAUUUCUCUACAUAUAGUAAUUCUGGUCAAAGUUCGAUUCCAGCUGCGUUACCGAAUUCUGCAUUAGAUCAAUAUUAUUCGACUUCCUUCCGAUGUGGGGUGGCUAACAUAGUUUUGUCUCACAUCCAGCGAUCUGUCCGAACUCAGCCGUCGGAGACUCAUGACUAAAAACUAAAACAGGUCUCUGAAGGCCUUUGAGCACACGGAUUGUGAUCAGGAAAGGACCUGAACGUUUUUUACGUUCCAAGACACCUAAUGUACCCAAUGAGUUGACACAACCGUCGUACUGAUGUAUGUUUAGGGUAAGAGUGUAUGCCGAUUUCUGGGUUGCUAAUACUCCGCCUUAGAAGUAUUAUUGACUCGUACAAUUCUUAGAAUGGAGAGGGUGUCCGGUGUACUUUUCCUAUGCGGCCUAGAUUUUGCUAAAAAUAUUUUCCUAAGUCGCAAAAUGUUACUGUUUUUACUGCUGUUUUGAGACUUUUGUGGCACUUUAGAAUUGCGGCGGGUAUGGUGACUUGAAAAUUUCUUUUUUAGUUGGUUGGUCUGAGAACGAAGAGAUAGGUCGAUUUGAAUAAACUGAACUCUGUUGUCGGUUUGUCAGUAAUGAGAAAUCGGUCGGAUCUCAUUUCGUAACAGUACCUGCAGUAGAAAAGCUCCAGCCCAGCCCCUAUCCCCUAACCUUAAUCUAACCUUAAACAUCAGCCCCUAACUCUCAAUCCCUAACCCCUACCCCUAACCUCUGACCCCUAGCCCUAAACCCUAAAAGCUGCGGCUACAAGAUAGGAUCUUGCCGAGAAAUCAUAUCAAAAGGGGAGCGAUAUGCUAGUCUACACAUUUUAAACGGCUUCCUCAACUUGACUUGACGAAGACGUAUGGUUAUUUUAGUUAUCGAAUAAAUUUCUUCAUUGCAUACACAACUUUCCGAAACGUUUCGUCCAAAGCAUAAACCUUCGAGGUAGACAUAAACAAGCAAAUAACCCGAUAAGACAAACUCUGGCAGGCAUUUUGAUUCCGGACUUACCUAUUAAACCAAAAGGCAGCAUCCAAUCAACUCAUCUCGGUUUCCGGCGUUUGCACCUAGUCGCCGCGGCCACGAUGACAGGACUCUGUAUCGUUAGUUUGCCUCUCGAGUGCUCAACGAGCAUAUGUGCCCCUCGAGCACGCGUUCCUCAUUUCAGUUAGAUUACCCGUGUUUGAAAAGGCAUGCUUCCGCUCACGGGGAUGCUGCAUGAACCGGAGUUACUUUUCUUCUCUCUCUUCAGGACCUCUCCUUCCAGGACAAGCACUGGCAUGAGGCCUGUUUCUUGUGCAGUCAGUGCCAGAAGAGCCUGUCGGACAAGCCGUUCGCCACCAAGGAUAAUGGCAUCUACUGCCCAGACUGCUACGAUGAGAAGUUCGCGGCCCGCUGUGAUGCCUGCGGCAAGACCUUCAAGGCUGCCAUGCGCAAGUACGAGUACAAAGGCGGCGCCUGGCAUGAGGAGUGUUUCCUCUGCAGCGAGUGCAAGCAGCCCAUAGGGACGAAGAGUUUCAUUCCUCGCGGCGACGCCAUCGUCUGCAUUGCCUGCUAUGAGGACAAAUUUGCCCAGAAGUGCGAGAAGUGUAAGCAGGUACAGGACAAUCUUUGUAGUUCUUGCCAGAUGCAGACCUGCUUUUCUUCCGGGGUUUCAGGUUAUUCCCGCCGCCGAUGUGGUGCAGACUCGCAAAGGCUGCUUAUACGGUUCCGUGUAGGUUUUAGUGGACAAGAUUACGCAUUCAUGCCAUGCGUUAGCACUUCCGCUGGUUGAAGUAAUUGACCGCGGCUGAGAGGUUGUUUGAGGCUGUAACACCACCCAGCUGUGAUGCUGUCAGAUUAUACUAUUUCUGUAAUGAUCCACAGCCUCAGUUUGUUUGGGGAAACUCAUAUUGAGGCUACAUAUUUGAGAAUACUCCACGGGUUCCUCUUCCGUCGUUCAACUUAGCUCGAAAGUAUAGUAGGUGGGCUAACUCACGAAAUGUCAACCGAAAUUUCGGAAUUGUGUUCGUUUCGAAAAGACUAAUUAAGUAGGGUUGUAAAACUAAUCAGCCCGCAGUAAAAUUCUAUAAUAAUGCAGUUACCUCAAGAUGCCGGUCUUCGGACGAACGUCCUUCCGGCUGCAUACAUAAACCAGACUUUGUAAAAAAUGACUACGUAUGUAGCAUGCAUUUUUCUCAUUGAUUUUUGAUGCCCCUAAAUGUCCAAUUAUAUUUCUUAGAAAACAUGCAUAAAAAUAUCCAUUCUUCCGCUCCUUCGGUAGCAAAUCACGUCUUCUUCCAAUUUUAUACUCGAAAGAAGGACAUAACGCGAAUUUCAAAAGCUUUUCCAAUUCCCGGCUAAUUUCGAACCCUCUGUGUCCUCACACUUGCAUUCGGGGUUCCCAAACUGCCUGCCAUAUAUUUUCUGCGUGCAAAAACAUACAUUUCACUACGGUAUUAAGAGGAGACCAUAUGGAAUUCAUAAAAUUUGGCAUUGGAUUUGAUCCAUAUUGCUAGCUUUACAAGCCACAUUGGUAAAUGCAGAGACAUAACGUUUUAUGAACGGCCAUUUCACGGUAUUUAAAAGUCUCACAAAUAGAAACUUUUUGAAACCGAAUUUUGUCCCUCCUUUGAGUACAAAAUUGCAAGAAGACGUAAUUUUCUACCGAAUGAGCGAGCGAACAAAUAUUUUUCUGCAGGUUUUUCAUGAAAUAUAAUUAAACAUUUAGGGCCAUCGAAAAUCAAUGCGAAAAAUACAGGCUACGUAAGUAGUCAUUUUUUACAAAGUAUGGUUCAUGUAUGCAGCCGGAAGGACGUUCGUUCGAAAGCCGGCAUCCUGAGUUAACUAAAUUAUUACAGAAGUUUACUGCAGACUGAUUAGUUUUAAAACGCUACUUAAUUAAUCUUUUCGAAACGAAAGCGCAUUUCGGGAUUUCGGUUGGCAUUUCAUGAGUUAGCCCACCUGGUGUAGGUAGCCCCAGGGGGAUUUAAAAUGUCGUGCAGGACUCCCGAACUCCAAUUCCUGCUUCCGAGGAACGAGAAUUCAGUGUCCGUUCGUAUGCCAUAAGGCAUGCUACACACUGUAGGAUUACGGGCCAGAUCCCUGCUCACAACACCCCCUGGUGGGCUGGGAGGCCGAAUUCGGCUAAGCGUCAGCGGACGCAGAAAAGUUUGCAAUAGGGCCGCAGUAUGUUGAAUUAUAAACCCGGCCUCAAAAUUCCUAGGGCAGACUGAGUGCAGAUAGGUGGAUAUCGCUGACACGAGCCUCUACCUUUGGUUCCAAUUAGCCAAGUAUUUCUUCAGUUGUGAAGAACUUUUGGGGUCAAAAAGAGGAGACCUCUGUCCAUUUUUCAUCUGACUCUAACUUCUGGAAUCGGCAGUAAAAUAUUAAUGGUAGGAGUGUCACUGCUGACAGGGAAGAUUCCCCCUGCUAAAUUCCCCAGAAUUAUAAUAUUCCGUCCUAUAGAGUACAGUGUAUUCAAUUUUCAAAUACGGAAGCCGAAACUCAAUCGCUCAUUCAGUCAGUUGACCAACAGAAUGCGACCCGAUGGGACAAUUGAACUGUGUUUUCCUUUGAGUUACAAUUCUCAACAUCUCACAUCCCUUUGAACUCUACAAAGUCUUUCAGAGAGCCAAGUGACUGUCUCAGGUAAACAAACUACAAGCAAGGGGGAUGUUAGGAGAUUUUCAUGAAAAACAGAGGGACACCGAACCUCCCUGCGACUGCUCAGCCCUUAUAGGACAAGACUUUUAUGUCGUUAAGGCCUAUCUUCUCCAGCUGUCUUGGAGAUCAUUCUGCAAGAUUAGAUUACCGGGGAAUUAGCACAGAUAUCUAUGUCUGGGACUGUUUAGAGGAAUUAGUCAGUAGUUGGAAGUUGUGGUUUUUAUACUGUCGACAUAAACUGAUUGGCGCAUUACAUGAAGGGAGUAAAGACGAGGGAAUAGGCGGGCGCCAUGGCGACAAUCAGAGUAUCGGAGGGAGAAAGUCGGUAGAUAAUAAAAUUGGUAAAGUCGACAUGGAUUUCCUCUUUCCCCGCGCUGAAGUGGAAGGUGGAGUAAAAACAAACCAAGUCACUUAUAACUCAACAUAGCACAGAUGAGAAGUAGACCAGACGACCGAUUUCUCCUAGCCACCAUUGUGGACUGCCUUUUAAACCUGUUUCAACUGGCUGGGAUCAGUUUAUUGAAGUUAAGAACAUUAAAAAAUACUAACCUUUAAUGGCACCUUCAUUCUGACUGUCUCACUCUUUACACAACUAUUUUUGCACACUGUAAAGCCUUGCCGACUAGAGCGUCUUUCGUAAAUAUUGAAGGAUGAAUCAUACUAGCAACUUAGACACGCCAGUUUCGCCGAUCUUGUGCCACAGACGCGGGGGUCUCUGCACAUCGGAGCAUCCACCAGAGGUCCCGUGUUCUCCAGUUUCCAUGCCGCCUUGUCUAAUUUCCGGGUAAAAUUAGUGCGCGAACGCUAAGCAAAUCCGGACAUGAGAACAGGAGUCGCCUGCAUGCGCCGAGAUGCGUCUGCUGGUUGGGCUCGAGAGAGAGAGCCCAUAAGGCACAACGGAACGAGUGAGUUCCGUAGAAACGAUCGGUGAACGCCCCUUACCAUUGUAUAUUCCCGAUCGAAACCGACAGGGCAACGAGUCUGCGACUCAGGGGUUAGGGUCGCUGGACUUCUAGCUAACAGGUCGCGAGUUCGAGCCCAACGUUUUCCGCACUUCGGGGUUGGGUAUAAUUGGCUGAUGACGUCUAAUAAGCCGGAAAUGGCCAUUCCAGUCUCCCUUGUCUUUGUCGGUAAUGCCAUUCUGCCUAUAUCAUGCGCUGCUGGACGUUGUGCGAGACAGUAAACUAUCUUUACUUUCUCUGAGUAGGAUGGGCUUAGUAGGGAAUAUUAUUUGACAGAAUGGUAUUACCGACAAAGACAAGGGAGACUUUGUCGGCAAUAUCAUUCUGCCUACAUCAUGCGCCGCUGUGCGGCUGCUGGUUGGGCUCGACAGAGAGCCCAUAAGACACAACGGGACGAGUGCGUUCCGUAGAAACGGUUAGUGAGCGUCCCUCUACCAUUUUAGAUUCUUUGUAUCAACUUCUGAUGAAAUUAAGGUUACGUUUAAGGUGGUGGUUAGGGUUAGGGAUUGGGUUAAAGUCGGAGGUAAUGUUAAACAGAAACAAGUUGAGGCUUACGUUAGGGGUUAGGGUUAAGUGUAGACUUGAAGAUUGGGAUGGGGUUAGGGUUAUGAUUAGGGAAACGGUUUAGUUUUAUGUCAGAAUUAUUGAUGGGGUUAGGACAAGGGAAUAUUUUGUCCUUUCGAGAUUUAUGCGUAGGUCUAACUAUAUUAAUUGAUCGAGACGUUCCUAUUUCCGUGUACUGUUAAGACGUCCGCAUAAGUCAGUCCCGCCGUCAAUCCCUCAGAACAAACCAAUUUUCCGGCUCGGCCCAGAAGUUGAUAUUAGCAUUUCGAACAGGUUCUGAAAAAGCAACGAUCCGAAGGCAUUAAACCACGUUCGCGCAUUAAUUCCCCCCCGGGAAUUAAACACUUAACACAGGGGUCUUUUGUAGUGCCACAUCUGGAAAAUAGGCAUUUUUGUUGUUGGUGAUGGUGCAGGGCGGAGAACUGAGAAUAUGAGACCGCCUUUGGGGAAUCCAUUUCUACGACAGAUGAGCACAUUGCCUACUAUUAUGAAUCAAAAGCGCCUGAAUACACAACAACGCGAUAUCAGUCGUACCAACUUACAUGACUUGGUCCUUUUCGGGAUCAGGGUCAGUCUACAAUGGCUCCUUCUAGGCAGCCCAUACUGUAGUCCGUAAUUGGGUCCAUGUCGUGUAUGGCAUGCGUAGAGUAGUCAUUCAGGUGUGUCAACCACUGCGAUCGAACCCGUCGUCGGUCGUCCCGACCCUGUUUUGUUGUUGGAUUUAGACGAGCGAGGAGGGCGAGAGUGCGGUAGAUACCGCGCAAGUCUGCCUCACUCCAAGCUAAUUCCCGCGCUCAAUUCGCUGGCGUCACGCCCAAUCGGGUAAACAUGCGACGGACGUCGCUGACUGCGGCUAUCUUACUGUCGGGGCUCUAUUUGACCUCGCUGUGAGUUAAAUAAGGUGUUGACCGUAGAGUUCAUGUUGCCAGCGAUGAUCUUGCGGGUCCACAUAGGUUUACCUGCACCACUGACGGGACAGAAGACCUAUAUCGUGCCACGAAGUAGACGUCUUGUUAGGUUCGUUACUGGUGACCCUUUCUGUCGACAACACUGUCUUUUGAUUGGCCUGGUGGGCGCCCGCGACAGUGUUAUCAAGUAAGCCCGAAAGGAGCUUGCCUGGCUUGACUUCGACUACUGUUCACGUCCGGGGCAGACUUGGUUUUGCGGGCCUUUAUCAGUGGAUAGAAAAACAUGUCCUCGUGCUAGGGAACGUUCGCGCACUUUUCCCCGGUCCCUAUGAUGCGCAGUCAAACUUCCCGUUUUUCUGCACCACCUUCUUGCUCGGAUGAUACUACUUACUAUUUUAACUCGCCAGGUGAUUAACAAGGGAGGCAUCACGUACAAGGGCCAGCCCUGGCACAAGGAAUGUUUCCUCUGCGCCAAGUGUGGUGGACAACUGGCAGGACAGAAAUUCACUUCCAAGGACAAUGCAAUCUACUGUGCUGACUGCUACUCGGAGCUUUUCGCAAAGAGAUGCAAUCACUGUUCAAAACCCAUCAGCGGUGAGUCUUUUGAUCUCAAAAUCACUCUUAGAAUGCGGCGCGCGCGGUCUCGAGAGGCAGAUGGAAAUGGGGUUGAGAUAGGGGAACAUACAGUUCUUCGAGGGCAUGGAAUCGUGUGAAGGCUCAGUUAAGAACUCCUGUUUAAUCAACGGAGGUCAGAAUAGGCGUACAGUGCGAGCUGAAACUCACAGUGCUCUCACAUGUGUCUAUGGCUGAUCGAUAAAAGGCGUGCCUUUACAGUGACCGAGUUUCUGGUUUCCAUCGAUAAUUUCCAGGCUCUAUCAAAGAAGUCACUGUUGAACAAGAAAACUAUUUUCGCAAUGAUAUUGGGUGAUCCUCAACCGCACUUUUUUAUGGAACAAUUGAAAAAAACAGUUUUGCUUUUAUACCAUCCCAAAUGAUAUUCAAUCUUUUUACCAAUGCUCAAACAGUCUAGUAGAUGAGAGUACUUUUGAAGCAUAUAAGUAUAUGCAAACAAGAAUAAGUGCACAUCAUUCUGUUGGCCGUCGAAGCAGACAAGCCCGGACAGCUUUUCGAAGCUCACAAUCAGACAAACUCGGUCAAUCUGCGAUGGCAAAGAGAGAAAUAUUGGCAGAAAUGUGAGCAGAUUGGUGCAGAAUCAUCUCAGGCUUCUUCCGUCCUCACUCAGUCGGUCAUAACCAUGACCAUCUUCUGAACCCAAAAACGCAAAAACAUGUGCACAAAACCGGCUUAGAGAUCUGUCAGACGCGUCACAAUUAAUUCACCGAAAGGAAGUUUAUCAGCGCCUCACCGCUUGGCAUUCUCUCUCUCUCUCUCGCAGCAUAUGGAUAUUUAUUCAUUCUGGGGUGGAAGUGUACUGAUCCACUGGCUCUGUGAGACAAACAAGCUUCGACUGAGUGGCAGAAUUCAUGAGUGAGCAAGCAUAUCCCAGGCCGAGUUCGGCAAAGUUGGAAUAGCUUAGAAGCUCGCGAAAGUAAUGCGGUCAGAAUUGUGCAAGGUUUUUCGGGCUUAUUUUGCCUUCAUUAAGUCCACCAUAACCCCGGCUAAUAUGAAUGGCCACAGACAGUGUCUUUAUACACGCAUAUAUGCGUUGAAAAACAGGCAUCCCAAGAAAUAUAAUUAGAAAGGUGAAGUUCUUUGGGAAACAGCAAAAGUUAUUGUGUAAAUUUUCGAGAGUGGUUCCCCAGCUCGUCUUCAGACAACGGGAGUGCAAAAACAAUUAACUCCUAUUUAACUGCAAUUAACUUCUAUGGGUUCAACCAUAUCCGGUUUCCUGGCAGAGGCAGUACUACAAAAAUUAGAGAGCAUAGCGCUUCCCACAGUCAACCCAAAACUUUGGCUGCGAUACGUGGAUGACACUUUUGUCAUCAUCAAGAAAAAUUAGUUGAAUCUGCUCCAUACCAAUAUUAACUCAGUAUUUCCAGGAAUUGCAUCUAUUUUCGAAACAGAAGUCGAUGAACAACUCCCAUUCCUGGAUGUCCUGGUAUGCCGAAAAACCGAUGGAUCACUUCAGACAUCAGUUUAUCGCAAAGAGGCGUAUUCAGAGGUCAUCUUACACUUAGAGAGUAACCACCCUGUCUCUCACAAACGGAGUACACUCUACAGCUUUCGGAAUCGAGCCAAAGUUCACGCUCUGAUGAAACAAGUUAUCGAGCAGAAAUGAAAUAACUCUACAAACUGUUCUCCCAAAAUGGGUACCCGCAUGACUUUAUGCGUCAAUGCAUGAGGCACCAGUAACUCAAGGGAAAAGGUAUUUCCAAUGAUACGGCCGCUCAGGCACCAAAACCAACCACAUGGCGAACUCUCCCAUGCGUUAAAAAUGUAUCUGGACUUGUCGAAAGACAAUUGAAAAAGUACCAGAUACACGUAGCACAUCAGCCGGCAACUACCUUACGCACGCAACUUGUACACCCUAAGGACAGGGUUGGCUACCUCGAAAGAAAAAGUGUGGUCUACAAAAUCCCAUGUUCUAGCUGUGAUGCCGUUUAUUGUGGCCAAACUCGGAAAUCUGUCUUAACCCGUAUACAUGAGCAGCAGUCAGCGUUGAAGAAACGCGACCACCUAUUCCAGGUGGCCAUGCACACACUGGACACUGGGCACAAAUUUGCAUGGGAAAACACUCGCAUUGUUGGCGCCUGCCCAACAAGGAAAGGCCGCGAAUUCCUGGAGACAAUGCACUCAGAUGAGGCAUGCAUCAACCGGCAUAUCGAUUUAGAUGCCACAUACAAAAUCGUUAAGGACAGAUUCAAAUUGACUCAACCAAUCCCGAGAUGAUGACCUUAACCAAUCAUAGAAUCCUUUUGCCAAACUCAGUCUAGAAGUAAAUUAUUUUUACACGCCCGUUGUCUGAAGACGAGCUGGGGAACCAGUCUCAAAAAUUUACACAAUAAACUUUGCUGUGUCUCAAAGAACUUCACCUUUCUAACACACAUAUAUAUAUUCGAUCAGGAGCGGUAGACCUAAGUGGUGAAAUAACUGUGUCAGGUUCGUCUGUGCGCAUGUUUGUGUUUCCGGUCCCAGCUGCUGGUCAGGGAAAAAUAAGCCCAAAACAGUACUGUAUCAAGUUUAUCCUCACUCUCUGUCCUCUCUUCUUGACACAUAUAUGCAUACAGUAGAUGUGCUAACUCCUGCAAUAUUGACAGAAAUUCUGAGAUGCGUUUUUCACUCAAAAAGAAAACUUAGACAGGGUUGCAAUAAUAAUCACCGUGCAGCAUGACCCAAUAAUAAUUCUGUUAUUCCUGGACGCCAGCUUUCAAACAAACUUCUUUUUGGCAGCCUGCAAAAAUGGCCACUUAAGUGCCAUGAAAAUUUCUCGUUGAUUUUCGGUGUCUUUAUAAAUUCAGAUAUAUUGCACGGAAACCAUGCGUAAAAAUAUUCAUUCUUUUGCUUAUUUGGUAGAGAAUUACGUCUUCUUAAAAUUUUUUACUUAAAGGAAGCAUACAAGUCAGAUUUGAUAGACUUUUCCAAUUCCUGAACUUUUUGAUACCAACAUGCCGCUAUACUUUCCAAACAACAAGACUUGUAUUUUCCGCGUACGAAAAAGCACAUAUUUCCCUACGUUAUUAAGAGGAGACCGUAUAGGAAUUUACAAAAUGUAUCAGUAGAUCUGAGUACAUUGUAAAUUUUGCAAGCAACAUUAGUAAAUGCAGAGACAUGGUGUUUUGUGAAUGGGUAUUAUACGGUCCUAAAAAUAUCCUAAUUAAAGACCUUUUAAAACCGGAUUAUAUCCUCAUCUUAAGUAAAAAGUUAAAGAUAUGGUUCCUUACCCAAUGAGCAAGGGGAUGAAUAUCUUUAUGCAUGCUUUCUAUGAAAUAUAUUUGAAUUUAUAAGGACAUCGAAGAUCAACGAGAAACAUUCAUGUUAAUCAGGACGCCAAUUUUUACAGAGUGCAGUUUAGCAGGCAGCCGAAAAGAAGUUCGUUCAAAAGCCAGCGUCCUGUAGAAAUGGAAUUAUUAUGAAACGAUACUGCAUGGCAAUUGGUAGUCCGGCCUUACUUAAGUAUUCUUUUUAGUGGGAAACACCUUCCAGAAUUUCGGUUAACAUUUCAUGAGUCAGCACGUCUAUAAUCUACAUAUAUGAGAUGAAGAGGCGAUCUCGAGAACCAUAGUUGUAUUGCCCUGACGUUUCAAAAGCAAACAAGCUUUCAUCGUCGGAAGUGAGUGUUGUACCUUGCCUCACAGUAUUUAUAGGCGGUGACGAUCUUGUUACAACGGGUUUACGUCUAUUCGGGGGUCGUCGUUCGGACGCUAGCUGUCAUCGCACGUGUUUGUAUUGAUCUUAGCUCUCUUCAUAGGCUGGUAAUCUUCUUCACCACCCCGCAGCCACUUGUGUUCUCACCUGCCGCAUGAGCGGCAGUGACGAUUACACCCUCAUCGGGUCCGUUCGUUUUCACACCCGCCAGAUAAUUGGACGACGCGACUGUAGUGACGAUCGCACCUUCGUCAGACUCGGGUUGUAGUACAAGUGCGAGUGUGUCCUCAAUGGACUAGGCCGUAUUUUGGGUUUCUGUCUUGUCGUAGCCUGCCUCUUCUCUUCUGUUCACUGAGCUGUCGAUUACUAGUCGUUAUAUGACUGCCUGUUAGGGACCCAGAUUGAAUCCCUAGGCGCGACGGAACAAUCACGUCCCCUAACUUGAUCAGUGAACUCCCAUCCCAUGAUUAACACAUGUAUAUUAUAUGCGAUAAGAUCCGGUUAAUUGAACUACCAUUUAUGUGGAUAGGAAGAAUCUCCUGCCACUUUUUGAAGAACUGAAACAGAUUGUUUAUAUUAUCCUUAUUUCUCUCCUGCUAACUGGGGACCUAAUGCGCGUAUAUGGGUUGGUUUUUGCUCCAAGUCAGUAACGGAGAGACAAUGUUGGAUGAAUAGUUAGCAUUUUGACAGCUAGAGGAAUGGUUUGAUGGUCGAGAGCUUGGCAAAGUAGCUGGUCUGCCUGUUGUUCACAUGUCAUUCAACAAAUUAACCUCUACAUUCAGGGCGCCUGCGAGCGUGGAAACGAGCCUACUGAUCCAGGCGCCUACGGACAAUUUGUUGUUUACGGACUUUCCCAAGCUGAUGUCAGUCGUGCGGUCUAAUCGCCUGUUACAGCCACUCUCUUGCAUACAAAUAGCAUGGAAAGUUGGGAUGUAACACUAAGCAUCAAAGUUUCCCUGUUGGACCGAAAACCAAGUCAACUCUAAUAAUCGUCAACUGUUGGCAAACUGGGUUUGCCAAAGUCUGCAAUUACAGGAAUAUUGCACAGUAGAAUAACUUACGAGACUAAGAACACCUGAAGAUCACUCCUGGGUUCCGAAAAUGAACGAAUUAUCUGAUUUAGAAAUUGAUACAUGCAUUCAUAAUCCAACGAUCCGAAGGUUUGCACUUUGCUCCAAUCCCCCCACUAACCGCAGCUUCACCUUAAGGUCACCGGACCUAGUCAUAGUCCAUCGAAAUUUCAAGCGUUUUGGUACAACCAGAAAAAAGACGUUUACCUGAACUGUCUAUUAAACAAGCAGAGUAUUUAUACGACUGUUGUCUUUCAGCAUUAGAUCUUAAAUUUUGGGUGGAAUUCCAGUUAGAGAGGGGCAUAUGAAACCCUAUUACGGAAGGCCUUGCUCUAAAGCCCAGGAAGUUAGGGUUUGUGUUAGGACGACUAGGAUUAACGUUACAGUGGGUGGGCAAACUCAUGAAAUGUCGACUGAAAUUCCAAAAUGUGUUUUCAAUUCAAAAAGAUUGAUAAAGUAGAAUUGUAGAAUUAAUCAAUGUGCAGCAUAGGUCUAUAAUAAUUCAGUUACAUCAGGAUGCUAGCUUUCGAAUGAAUUUCUUUCCGGCUGCAUGCAAAAGCUAUUCUCUGUAAAAAAUGACUACUUCAGUAACAUGCAUUUUUUCAUUUAUUUUCGAUACUCCUAUAGAUUCAAAUAUAUUUCAUGGCAAAAAUGCAUAAAAAGAUUCAUGCUUUUGAUCAUUCGGUAGAAAAUGACGUCUUUUUCUAAUUUUAUACUCGUAGUUAGGGUAGGAUUCGCUUUUGGCAUGUUUCUAAUUGUGAGAUUUUUUUAAUACCUUGAAAUGGCCGUUCAUAAAACGGCAUGUCUUUGAAUUUACUAACAUGGCUUGUAAAGUUAACAAUAUGGUUCAAAUCCACUGCUAAAUUUUAUGAACCCCAUAUGGUCUCCUCUUAAUACCAUAAAGAAAUGUAUGGUUUUCCGCAGGCAUAAAAAGUAUACGGCUUGUGGUUUGGGAACCUGAAUGCAAAUGUAACGGCAGGUCGGGUUCAAAAUUUUUCGGGAACUGGAAAAGUUUUUUAAAACCGAGUCAGACCCUUCCUUCGAGUAUAAAAUUGGAAGAAGAGGUAAUCUCCUACCGAAUGAGCAAAAGUUGGAAUAGUUUUAUUCAUGUUCUUUAAGAAAUAUAUUUGAAUUUUUAAGCGCAUCUAGAAUCAUUGAGUAAAUUGCAUGCAGCAUAAGUAGUCAUUUUUUUACAGAGUCUGGUUCCUGCAUGCAGCCGGGAAGAAGUUUCUUCGAAAGCCGGCAUCCUGAGAUAGCUGAAUUAUUAUAAAAUUAUGCUGCGUAAUGAUUAGUUUUACAACCCUACUUGAUUAAUAUUUUCGAAACGAAAAUGCAUUUCGGAAUUUCGGUUGACACUUUAUGGGUUAGCCCACCUACUAUUGGUUUAGUUUUAGGAAUAAGUCCAGGACAGGUAGCGUUGCUGGUAGUGGUAGACACUGGUAGAUGCGGGCUCACUAAUUGCGUUAAGUGACACACUCGUCAUGUUUUGGAAGAUGAAGAUGCGAUCACUGGAACAAGAAAUUUAUUUGCCUGACGUUUCGGAUUCUCAAUCGAAUCCAUCAUCAGAGACAUUCGCAGAUAAAGGUGAUUCUGGCACCGGGAGUGCAGUAUUUAUAGCACGUGGCUGCCGUGGGAGCGUAUGCGCACUGCAAGUAACAGUUCUCGCAAUCACCGCUGGGGUCGUAUUUGAUGCGGUGCUGGCUUGUCGGUCCGAGUCCGAGUCGUUAAUUGCCGCGAUUUCGUCAUCCGUGCUGGAUGCUGGUGUGACGAUUGCUCGGUAAACUGGCUCACUGUCACCGUGAUAAUUGCUCGCCCGCGCCCUCCCCGCGUGACUGAUUCUCCUGCCCAGGGAAAAUCGCAGUACGGAAUAUGGUAACGGGAGGUCAUUGUGCUUGUUGAUGUAUUGUAGGCUUGAGAACCAUGACUCGAGCAGCUCGCGACUCACGCGGUUGUCCCCCCUUGCGAGGAUUUCGGUCCCUUGAAAUUUGAAAAUAUGGCCGGGUCCCGUCGACUGUGCCGCCACCUGAGAGUUCGCGUCUCCCCGCCUCACUGCUGCUGCGUGCUCGGCAAUUCGCGUACGGAGUAAUCUCCCAGUUUCUCCGACGUAGUUGCUUUGUCCGCAAUUAUACCAGAUCCGGUAAACGACUCCUGACGUUUCCUGCCGUGGCAGCGGGUCUUUUGGCCUCAUGACUUGGCGCCUAAUGGUUGCUUCCGGCCUGUGUCCACCUGUUUUGUCCACAGGUCCUAGUCUCAAGCCCCGCCAGCGGCCCGCGAUGGUUAGUAAUAUAGACCAAAUAACAUUGCCGACAAGGUCAAAGGAAAGUAGAGUGCCCAUUCCAGGCAGGGCUUGAGAUUGUGCCCCAAUGUACAGCGGGACGCGUAUGUCCUGUAACACACCCUUCCACCGUUGUUAGUCUAUCUGAUCGCGACCCACAAGACGCCGAGCUCGUGGCUCAAUGCCCAGGGCAUUGGGCUUCAAAAUAACCGGUCGCAGAAGUAGCCCAAACUCUGGGGCUUGUGUGUGGCUGGCAGAUGAUGACUAGCAAUUCAAAACUGGCAAUUUCAGCCCGCAUUGUCUUUGUCGGCAGUGUUGGGGGAGAUCCAUAAUCCCCUGUCCGACCCGAAUUACAAGUUACAUAGUUUCUGCCAAAAAGUGUAUGCCUUUGGAUGGAAAGAAAUUCGACGCAGUAGAUUUGGCCUAGUUCAUUGGGGAGAGUUGUCAGUACCGAAUGCUAAGACCUGGUCUGAUUUGCAUGCGUCUACACAGUGAACAUUAUGCCUGCUGACGUGUUUGUUUGCAUAGCAAAUCGAAGGUUUACUGGGGGUUAGGCAACGCCUAUGACUGCUUUGAUGUAAUCUGGCGUCCUUACGUGGCAUUUAUUUCUCCCUCGGUAUUUUCCUGAAGUCAUUAAGAAUUUAUGUAAAAAAAUUAUAUGAUACUUGCACAGUCCUAUCCUACUAUCAAAAUUUGUGGCGUAUCAGAUCAAGAACCCGGUAUAUAAUUUAAGUAAUCUGGAAGGGAAUUGCUGCUAUUAGCAGUGCCGUCAUUGCAGAAUAUGUCUGUCUCUUAGCUUGUAAAACGACCUCUGCUUUUAUUGUUGAUUUAGGCCUCAUAGAAGCGAGUUUUCAUUUACACAUCUAUCAGGUCUAAAAUAUUCGACUAACCUUACCCUUGUCAUGCUCCAGCAUUUUAAUGAAACUGGCAGCUACCUCAGUCAGGUUCUUAAGUUACUUAAAAUGAAUCGUUCCAAGCGAGGAAGAAGAAGCUGAAGAAGAAGAAGAAGAAGAAGAGAGGUCGAGCACCGGAACAUUUUGUUUAUGGUCCUAAGCUUUAGAACUCCUGCGGGAGUCCAUUGUCAGAAACGGUAGCAGCAACAGAACGAGCGACAUUUAUAGGGCAUGUAAGCCAAGCACUGACCAGAAAAAAAGAGCAAGUGAAGCACGUUAUCUCAAAAACUGGCUCUUCGAAGGCAUUCAUAAGUCGCUGCCCAUGCGAUCGCCCGCAGAGUACUCAAACAUCAGCACCAUCAACGAUAUGGCAUUCUAUGCCAUACAUUAAGGACGUUUCAGAAGCAACCGAGCGAAUUGUUGCAGAGUUGUGUUGGAAUUGCACACCGCCCUAAAACCACUAUGGGCCGGUUAAAACCUGAAGAGCAAUCUGCAGUGAUGUAUCGCAUGUCAUGCCAAAACUGUCCUCGUAACUACACAGGCCAGGCUGAACGACGAGGCUGUGCGAAGAAGUGACGCACACCUACGAACUGGGUCAUAAGUUUAACUUCGAAGCCGCCAAAAUAAUUGCCCACGCCGACAACAAAACAGGUCAGAAAUCGAUGGAGGCCUGGGCCCCGGAUGAGAACUCUGUCAAUCGAUUUAUCGAUCUGGCGCUGGCAUACAGAGCACUGCGCGGUCACCUCCAGGCUUGCGCCGUCGGUCAACGAUUGGCUAACACGCUCUAUAACUGUCGUUUGUUCUAUUGUUGCUACUAUCUCUAACGAUGGACUCCUGCACGAGUUCGGGCGCUCAGUACAAUGAACAUAAUGUUCCGGUGCUCGACUCCACCCCGUCUCCUUCUUUUUCUUCUUCUUCUUCUUCUUCUUCUUCAAUUAUGCAUACACCUGUAACUGGAAAUUUCGCCUUCAUGCAUGAAUAAUCACUAUUUUAUGAGGCGGGCCGUGUGAUCUAUCACCGACUACUUGAUACUUAUUGUAUAAUCUGUUAUUAAUGCACCGACGAGUUGUGGGACUUAGAAUUCCAUAGAUACAAGGGUGGACGAAGAGUUCCCUCUUUUCUAAUUGCUUGUUAGUCCUGCUAGGUGAUAAACACUGGAAAACGGCUUUUUACCGUUGCCUAUUCAUUCGACUGUCUUUCAACUAUUAACAACGUGAUGGCAUUUGAUUUAAAAAGAGGCUGACCACUUUUCUUUGUUCUUCCUCUCCAAUUUUCUCUUAGGCUUCGGUGGCUGCAAAUUCAUUACUUUUGAAGACAAGAAUUGGCACUCGGAAUGCUUCAACUGUAACAAAUGCCAGUGCAGUCUCGUUGGUCGUGGUUUCUUAGUGGAAGAUGGUGCGGUCGUUUGUCCAGACUGCAGUGCUUAG